Molecule: messenger RNA, 48829 nt
Organism: Coregonus sp. 'balchen'
Lineage: Eukaryota; Metazoa; Chordata; Actinopteri; Salmoniformes; Salmonidae
Source: the annotation of a GenBank genome assembly
AUGGAGGGAAAGAACGAGAGGGAGGAUAAAAUCGAUCCCUUUAGCGACUGCCUCAGUAAUUGCCUUAAGUCAGCAGGUUUACACAUCCUUUAAACUAAUUGUUUACUCUGCUCAGUGUUUCUCUGCAUUGGUUCAGUGUAGCUUUAUAUUACUAUUAUUAUUAUGAAGGAAUAAUAUUGAAUGGUAGCCUAGGCUAUACAUAACCACAUACAGCGGUUAAACAUUUGAAUCAAAUUGAUCUAAUCCUCUUUCUCUUCCUCCAUCUCUCCCUCCCUCCUGUCUUUGAUCCCCCUCUCCCUCUUGACUUAGGUAUAUUGAGUUGUUUGUUAGAUGCUGCUAUAGGUCUAUUGGGACUUUAUUUGGGCCAUUCUUUAUUCAUGGCUGUGUUCUUAGGCAGAAUUGUGAGUGAGCCCACUCCCUUGGCUGAGAAGCAACCCCACACAUGAAUGGUCUCAGAAUGCUUUACUGUUAACAUGACACAGGACUGAUGGUAGCGCUCACCUUGUCUUCUCCGGACAAGGUGUUUUCCGGAUGCCCCAAACAAUCGGAAAGGGGAUUCAUCAGAGAAAAUGACUUUACCCCAUUCCUCAGCAGUCCAAUCCAUGUACCUUUUGCAGCAUAUCAGUCUGUCCCUGAUGUUUUUCCUGGAGAGAAGUGGCUUCUUUGCUGCCCUUCUUGACACCAGGCCAUCCUCCAAAAGUCUUCGCCUCACUGUGAGUGCAGAUGCACUCACACCUGCCUGCUGCCAUUCCUGAGCAAGCUCUGCACUGGUGGUGCCCCGAUCCCGCAGCUGAAUCAACUUUAGGAGACGGUCCUGGCGCUUGCUGGACUUUCUUGGGCGCCCUGAAGCCUUCUUCACAACAAUUGAACCUCUCUCCUUGAAGUUCUUGAUGAUCCGAUAAAUGGUUGAUUUAGGUGCAAUCUUACUAGCAGCAAUAUCCUUGCCUGUGAAGCCCUUUUUGUGCAAAGCAAUGAUGACGGCACGUUUUUCCUUGCAGGUAACCAUGGUUAACAGAGGAAGAAGAAUGAUUUCAAGCACCACCCUCCUUUUAAAGCUUCCAGUCUGUUAUUCUAACUCAAUCAGCAUGACAGAGUGAUCUCCAACCUUGUCCUCGAUAACACUCUCACCUGUGUUAACAAGAGAAUCACUGACAUGAUGGCAGCUGGUGCUUUUGUGGCAGGGCUGAAAUACAGUGGAAAUAUGUUUUGGGGAUUAAGUUCAGUUUCAUGGCAAAGAGGGACUUAGCAAUUAAUUGCAAUUCAUCUGAUCACUCUUCAUGACAUUCUGGAGUAUAUGCAAAUUGACAUCAUCAGAACUGAGGCAGCAGACUUUGAAAAUUAGAAUUUGUGUUAUUCUCAAAACUUUUGACCACAACUGUAGACCUUACAGUGAAACACUUACUUACAAGCCCUUAACCACCAAUGCAAUUUUAAGAAAGAAUCCCCCCCAAAAACAUUAAAUAAAAAAUUAAGAGAUAUAAAAGUAACAAAUAAUUAAAGAGCAGCAGUGAAAUAACAAUAGCAAGGCUAUAUACAGGGGGUACCGGUACCGAGUCAAUGUGCGGGGGCACCGGUUAGUCGAGGUAAUUGAGGUAAUAGGUACAUGUAGGUAGAGUUAUUAAAGUGACUAUGCAUAGAUAAUAAACAGAGAGUAGCAGCAGCGUAAAGGGAGGGGGGGAAUUUGAUUAGCUGUUCAGGAGUCUUAUGGCUUGGGGGUAGAAGCUGUUUAGAAGCCUCUUGGACCUAGACUUGGCGCUCCGGUACCACUUGCCGUGCGGUAGCAGAGAGAACAGUCUAUGACUUUGGUGGCUAUAGUAUAUGACAAUUUUUAGGGCCUUCCUCUGACACUGCCUGGUAUAGAGGUCCUGGAUGGCAGGAAGCUUGGCCCCAGUGAUGUACUGGGCCGUACGCACUACCCUCUGUAGUGCCUUGCGGUCGGAGGCCAAGCAGUUUCAUUACCAGGCAGUCAUGCAAGCAGUCAGGAUGCUCUCGAUGGUGCAGCUGUAGAACCUUUUAAGGAUCUGAGGACCCAUGCCAAACCUUUUCAUUCUCGUUCGGGGGAAUAGGUUUUGUCGUGCCCUCUUCACGACUGUCUUGGUGUGCUUGGACCAUGUUAGUUUGUUGGUUAUGUGGACACCAAGGAACUUGAAGCUCUCAACCUGCUCCACUACAGCCCCGUCGAUGAGAAUGGGGGCGUGCUCGGUAUAUUAUUUUUCCUGUAGUCCACAAUCAUCUCCUUUGUCUUGAUCAUGUUGAGGGAGAGGUUGUUGUCCUGGCACCACAUGGCCAGGUCUCUGACCUCCUCCCUAUAGGCUGUCUUGUCGUUGUCUGUGAUCAGGCCUACCACUGUUGUGUCAUCGGCAAACUUAAUGAUGGUGUUUUGAGUCGUGCCUGGCCAAGCAGUCAUGAGUGAACAUGGAGUACAGGAGGUGACUGAGCACGCACCCCUGAGGGGCCCCCGUGUUGAGGAUCAACGUGGCGGAUGUGUUGUUACUUACCCUUACCACCUGGGGGCGGCCCGUCAGGAAGUCCAGGAUCCAGUUGCAGAGGGAGGUGUUUAGUCCCAGGGUCCUUAGCUUAGUGAUGAGCUUUGAGGGCACUAUGGUGUUGAACACUGAGCUGUAGUCAAUGAGUAUCAUUCUCACAUACAGUUGAAGUCUGAAGUUUACAUACACUUAGGUUGGAGUCAUUAAAUCUCUUUUUUCAACCACUCCACAAAUUUAUUGUUAACAAACUAUAGUUUUGGCAAGUCGGUUAGGACAUCUACUUUGUGCAUGACAAAAGUAAUUUUUCCAACAAUUCUUUACAGACAGAUUAUUUCACUUAUAAUUCACUGUAUCACAAUUCCAGUGGGUCAGAAGUUUACAUACACUAAGUUGACAUUGCCUUUCAACAGCUUUGAAAAUUCCAGGAAAUGAUGUCAUGGCUUUAGAAGCUUCGGAUAGGCUAAUUGACAUCAUUUGAGUCAAUUGGAGGUGUACCUGUGGAUGUAUUUCAAGGCCUACCUUCAAACUCAGUGCCUCUUUGCUUGACAUCAUGGGAAAAUGAAAAGAAAUCAGCCAAGACUUCAGAAAAAAGAUUGUAGACCUCCACAAGUCUGGUUCAUCCUUGGGAGCAAUUUCCAAACACCUGAUGGUACCACGUUCAUCUGUACAAACAAUAGUAUGCAAGUAUAAACACCAUGGGACCACGCAGCCGUCAUACCGCUCAGGAAGGAGAUGCGUUCUGUCUCCUAGAGUUGAAUGUACUUUGGUGCGAAAAGUGUAAAUCAAUCCCAGAACAACAGCAAAGGACAUUUUGAAGAUGCUGGAGGAAAUAGCUACAGAAGUAUCUAUAUCCACGAUAAAUCGAGUCCUAUAUCGACAUAACCUGAAAGGCCGCUCAGCAAGGAAGAAGCCACUGCUCCAAAACCGCCAUAUAAAAGCCAGACUACAGUUUGCAACUGCACAUGUGGACAAAUAUCGUACUUUUUGGAGAAAUGUCCUCUGGUCUGAUGAAACAAAAAUAGAACUGUUUGGCCAUAAUGACCAUCGUUAUGUAGCAAGCCGUAGAACACCAUUCCAACCGUGAAGCACGGGGGUGUAUGUAAACUUCUGACCCACUGGGAAUAUGAUGAAAGAAAUAAAAAAUUAAAUAAAUCAUUCUCUCUACUAUUAUUCUGACAUUUCACAUUCUUAAAAUAAAGUGGUGAUCCUAACUGACCUAAGACAUGGAAUUUUUACUAGGAUUAAAUGUCAGGAAUUGUGAAAAACUGAUUUUAAAUGUAUUUGGCUAAGGUGUAUGUAAACUUCCGACUUCAACUGUAUGUGUAACAUUUGUUUUGAUUUAGAAUUGAGCAUUAUCAUGCACCUGUAUCGAAACAGGGGCAGCGGGAAAAGAUACAUGUCAUCUAUGCACUUAAAUAGCGAAUGGAGGACAGUUUUCCCCGUGGUUUAUUUUCAUGCCAGCCGGGUAAAUAUAAGCAAUGGGCUUAAUAUUAGGAAAGUUAAGAAAUAAAUAUAUUAGCCCUAGCCUACAGAAAGCUGAUGGGAUCCUCCUCUUUUAUUAGCGUCCAUCACUCUGUUUUCUCCCGCAAUUGCAUAGCCUACAGAAAUGUUACACAACUUGAGCUCAUGGGCUCUCAUGAAUUGUUUGAUCAGAUUUUCGAAUACAUUUGCAUUGAUGUCAGAGUGCUUAAAGAGACAAUAGAGUGCUGAGUACCAGGCAGUUAGCAAGUUUGGUAGGCUAUUAAUGACCAUCGGCAGCAUCAGGGCUUGGAGAAGCCUAAUUACCGUGACUGAACGUUCAUGUGGAAUUUGACUGCCUUCAUGACUUGUCUGCUGGGUGUGUCAGUAAUACGGUCACCGCAACAGCCCUAGUGUCAAUGUGUCCAUAUGGCAGAGGCUGGUGCUCUCGCAUUAGUUGAAUUUGGACUUUUAGAUUUUUAUUAUUUGUAAUACAUUACAAUGAUUUUGAGAAACAAAAACGGUAUUAUUGAAAUGAAACUGUUCCACGAAAAUGCGCAUAUAAUAAUCGUAACUGGCACGCAGAUCGGGAGAAAUAGUAGGAUAAAUUGUAAGCUUCCACAAACUUGAAACUCACGAGAGCUGCCUGAGGUCUUCACUAUAACACCCAUAAAAAACAAUAUGUGCACAAGUGCGUGCACACACAGGUCCCGUGAAAAAAAACCUUGCCCCCCCUAUGAAAAUCGAAUGCCCGUCUAACUGAUUCGUUCUGGUGCGUGCCCUGGCCUCAUGUCCGUUUUGACUGAUGAUAUUGAUCUAGUGUAGGCUUCAGGGCAGGAAGUUUCAGCCUAAUACAGCACACCACACAGUAGCUAUUGCAUUUCAGUAACUUGGAACAGCACAGGGCGAUCUAGCCAUUUUGGCCGCACACAGGUUUUAAUGCGUCUAUUUAUUUGGCAUAUUUUCAUUGAUGGGUUGUGGUUACUUUCAGCCAGGCCCUGGAUGAAAACCACUGGACUGUAGUGAUGGGGUGAAAAAAUCGAUAGUUACCAAUUGGGAUAUUAGUUUUGACGAUAUAUUGUAUCGUUUUGACUAUCGCAAUAUUAUUUUUGCGCCAGUUGGCUGUACCUACACCAAAACUCCUGUAUUUUUCCUUCAUAGCUUAUUCUCCAUCUUUUUAAUUAGGUCACCAAUUUGUUUUCAGCACUUUUAUUUCCAUGGCUGAUCAAAACUCACUUUCUCAUAGCUCUCUUUUGUCCCUCUGCAGCAGACAUAUGGUGAGCAGUAUGUUUUGACCAUGGAAUCGCAAUACAUAUAGAAUCGUUAGAAUCGCAAUACAUAUCGUAUCGCCACCUAUCGUGAUAAUAUCAUAUUGUGAGGUCCCUGGCAAUUCCCAGCCCGACUGGACAGGAGCGCUGCCCAAGUCUGUAGCCCUGUCUAGUGUUGGAUGUCUGGGGGAGAGAGGGGGGUAGCAGGAGGCCUGGCUGGAUGGAUGGAGGGCUGGAGGAAGGGAGAGGGAGGAAGGGAAGGACGUAGCAUGCUGGCUGGCUGGAUGGAUGGAUGGAUGGAUGGAUGGUGUCCUCUCCAUUCUAAUCAUCCUGUCUUUCCCCACGGGCUGCAGUCUGGCUCAGGCAUUCCUGGAAAACUCCUAGAUGGAUGGAUGUGUGGAGGGAGGGAGUGGGAGGCAUCUCCACAUCAACCACAUAAACAGAAGCCUACUGUAUUAGCUAGCUUUGUGAGAUACAUUAUAAGGGCCAUGUGUUUUUAACUAGCAGUGUUUGGAGAAGUAUUAAGGUAUUUGGUGAAUGCUCUUGGCUACAUUGGCGCAGCAUGUGGAAAGUAGGGAAUAAGGCUGAUGUAUUGGGCUCACGCUGGGCUGAGUAGGCUACCAGCUGUCCAUAUGCGAGUGUAGGACCCCGGAAAGGGAAGUUCACCUCCCUAUCUGUCGAGGUUUACGAGUUAGCUCCUCAGACCUCACUCCUCCUCCCUCUCUCUGUGUCCUCAAUCUGCUUAGUUCAGGGUUCACUUGGAACAGAUCUGCUGCAGCCUGCACCAGUUAGCUUAUUCACCAACAUAACACAGAACAGAGCAGUGUGUGUGAGGGAGUCAACCAUCUGUACCAGGGUUUCCGUUAGCCAGUAAUAGCUAUUCAUAUUAUGUACAGUGCUUUCGGAACGUAUUAAGACCCUUUUACUUUUUCCACAUUUUGUUAGGUUAUAGCCUUAUUCUAAAAUUGCUUAAAUAUUUUUUUUCCUCAUCGAUCUACUCACAAUACCACAUAAUGACGACGCAAAAACAGGUUUUUUGAAAUUGUCAUGUGCCUUUUACUGAGGAGUGGUUUCCGUCUGGCCACUCUACCAUAAAGGCCUGAUUGGUGGAGUGCUGCAGAGAUGGUUGUCCUUCUGGAAAGUUAUCCCAGCUCCACAGAGGACCUCUAGAGCUCUGUCAGAGUGACCAUCGGGUUCUUGGUCACCUCCCUGACCAAGGCCCUUCUCCCCAGACUGCUCAGUUUGGCAGGGCGGCCAGCGCUAGGAAGAGUCUUGGUGGUUCCAAACUUCAUCCAUUUAAGAAUGAUGGAGGCGACUGUGUUCUUUGGGACCUUCAAUGCUGCAGAUAUCUUUUGGUACCUUCCCCAGAUCUAUGCCUUGACACUAUCCUGUCUCGGAGCUCUAUGGACAUUUCCUUCGACCUCAUUGCUUGGUUUUUGCUCUAACAUGCACUGUCAACCGUGGGACCUUAUAUAGGCAGGUGUGUGCCUUUCCAAAUCAUGUCCAAUCAAUUGAAUUUACCACAGAUUGAUUCCAAUGAAGUUGUAGAAACAUCUCACGGAUGAUCAAGAAAACAGGAUGCACUUCAAGUCUCAUAGCAAAGGGUCUGAAUACUUAUGUAAAUAAGGUAUUUUUGUUUUAUUUUUAAUACAUUAGCAAAAAUGUCUAAAACCCUGUUUUUGCUUUGUCAUUAUGGGCUAUUGUGUGCAUAUUGCUGAGGAUUUGUAUUUAUUUAAUACAUUUUAGAAUAAGGCUCUAAUGUAACAAAAUGUGGAAAAAGUCAAGUGGCACUAUCUUAUUUAUCACACGCGUACAGGUACAUAUUUUCCACUCAAAAGGCUCUGUCAGACAGCACGAGAGCCGCUGCUACAGCAUCUCAAACAGCAUGUGCAUAGGCAACGGAAGACAGGCUUCAUCAGCAGGUCACACACCACUUUGCAAUGAGCUGGAGGCAGUAUGCGUUUAACUAUAUAUAUAUAUAUAUAUAUAUAUAUAUAUAUAUAUAUAUAUAUAUAUAUAUAUAUAUAUAUAUACACACACACACAGUGGGGGAAAAAAGUAUUUAGUCAGCCACCAAUUGUGCAAGUUCUCCCACUUAAAAAGAUGAGAGAGGCCUGUAAUUUUCAUCAUAGGUACACGUCAACUAUGACAGACAAAAUGCGGAAAAAAAAUCCAGAAAAUCUCAUUGUAAGAUUUUUAAUGAAUUUAUUUGCAAAUUAUGGUGGAAAAUAAGUAUUUGGUCAAUAACAAAAGUUUCUCAAUACUUUGUUAUAUACCCUUUGUUUGCAAUGAAACAGGUCAAACGUUUUCUGUAAGUCUUCACAAGGUUUUCACACACUGUUGCUGGUAUUUUGGCCCAUUCCUCCAUGCAGAUCUCCUCUAGAGCAGUGAUGUUUUGGGGCUGUCGCUGGGCAACAUGGACUUUCAACUCCCUCCAAAGAUUUUCUAUGGGGUUGAGAUCUGGAGACUGGCUAGGCCACUCCAGGACCUUGAAAUGCUUCUUACGAAGCCACUCCUUCGUUGCCCGGGCGGUGUGUUUGAGAUCUUUGUCAUGCUGAAAGACCCAGCCACGUUUCAUCUUCAAUGCCCUUGCUGAUGGAAGGAGGUUUUCACUCAAAAUCUCACGAUACAUGGCCCCAUUCAUUCUUUCCUUUACACGGAUCAGUCGUCCUGGUCCCUUUGCAGAAAAACAGCCCCAAAGCAUGAUGUUUCCAUCCCCAUGCUUCACAGUAGGUAUGGUGUUCUUUGGAUGCAACUCAGCAUUCUUUGUCCUCCAAACACGACGAGUUGAGUUUUUACCAAAAAGUUCUAUUUUGGUUUCAUCUGACCAUAUGACAUUCUCCCAAUCCUCUUCUGGAUCAUCCAAAUGCACUCUAGCAAACUUCAGACGGGCCUGGACGUACUGGCUUAAGCAGGGGGACACGUCUUGCACUGCAGGAUUUGAGUCCCUGGCGGCGUAGUGUGUUACUGAUGGUAGGCUUUGUUACUUUGGUCCCAGCUCUCUGCAGGUCAUUCACUAGGUCCCCCCGUGUGGUUCUGGGAUUUUUGCUCACCGUUCUUGUGAUCAUUUUGACCCCACGGGGUGAGAUCUUGCGUGGAGCCCCAGAUCGAGGGAGAUUAUCAGUGGUCUUGUAUGUCUUCCAUUUCCUAAUAAUUGCUCCCACAGUUGAUUUCUUCAAACCAAGCUGCUUACCUAUUGCAGAUUCAGUCUUCCCAGCCUGGUGCAGGUCUACAAUUUUGUUUCUGGUGUCCUUUGACAUCUCUUUGGUCUUGGCCAUAGUGGAGUUUGGAGUGUGACUGUUUGAGGUUGUGGACAGGUGUCUUUUAUACUGAUAACAAGUUCAAACAGGUGCCAUUAAUACAGGUAACGAGUGGACAGAGGAGCCUCUUAAAGAAGAAGUUACAGGUCUGUGAGAGCCAGAAAUCUUGCUUGUUUGUAGGUGACCAAAUACUUAUUUUCUACCAUAAUUUGCAAAUAAAUUCAUAAAAAAUCCUACAAUGUGAUUUUCUGGAUUUUUUUUCCUCUAUUUGUCUGUCAUAGUUGACGUGUACCUAUGAUGAAAAUUACAGGCCUCUCUCAUCUUUUUAAGUGGGAGAACUUGCACAAUUGGUGGCUGACUAAAUACUUUUUUUCCCCACUGUAUAUAUAUAUUUUUUUUACCAGAAUUUUUUAUUAUGAGGCAUGUCUUACCUUUCUUCAAAGUAGCCUAGCCAAAAUCAGACCAUAUCCGUGGAGGCUAUAAUUUUUUCAUCAACUUUCUUUCAUUGUCCAGUAGCCAAACGCACAAUCCGAGUUAUAUUAGCAACCCAUGCUAGUUGUUUAAAAUUAGAUCUCCUUUCUAAAUGUCUUUUUACAUCUCUGUCACAUGAAACUGUUCUCAUGUGUGCUGUGCUUUUGACAACAGUAUUUUCCCGCUAAUUGCAUUAUGGAUCAAACAUUUCCGCUUAGUCUACUGCCUUGUACGCAUUGCUGCACUUAUAAUGUGAAGAAAUAAUAGUUUAUCAACAUGUUAAGCUAAACGUUCUGAUCUAUUGCGUCAGACUCUUGCUUUUUACCGUUUUUUUGGGGGGGGGGGGUGUUGCCUAGGAUCUAUCAUCCCAGAGCUGUCCCAGAGUCUUUCUGGAAUAGGCUAUUUCUUUCUCGACCAAUAUUUGCUGUUCGUGACUCGUCUUUUUGGCUGAGGAAAAGUAAAUGUGGACAGUUAUUCUAACAUCUUCAAAGUGCGCAUCAGAAUUCGAUAAAAAGGGCCGCGCAUCGUUGCAUCCUCAACUUUUAUGCUCUGUUAAUAUGAAUUACCAUAAUCUAAAGGGGAUUUCUGUCAUUCUGAGCACCGUGGGUGGACGCCCUAAUCAGGUUACUUAUAAAUGUCCGGUAAAUUAAAAUGCCGCCUGUCAAAUGUCCUGGUGAAACCCUGAUCUGUACACAAGCCAGUGUGCGAAACCCUGAUCUAUUUCUCUCCCCCCGGUGUGUGUUUGUGAGAGAGCUGAGCUCCUUAAAUGCACAGACACAGAUAAUUGGGGAAGGAAGCGGGGUGAUAUAGCCUAGAGAGAGAGAGAGGUGUGUGUGUUCGGCAGGCAGGAAGGGGGGUACUACAGAAAGUAGUCUUGGUGACAGAGCCUGUUGCCAUGGAGCUGGGCCUCCCAUUGGUGGUGGCCUGGGCCAAUCACAUGGCAGCACAGUCUGUUUCAUCAUUGAGAAUUUAUUUCUCUGCCAUUUCUCUCUCUCCCCCUCUCUCCCCCUCUCUCUCAUCACUCACUCAUUCACUCACUGCUCCCCCUUCCUAAACUAGAAAAAGUGCAGAAAUUACAUAAGAUCUGUAAUGGGAGCGGGAAUAGCUUCUGAUGUUUGUCUUGACACAUUUAUAUGUUGUGUGAGUGAAUGAAAAUGUAGCAACCGAUCCGUUGCAUGCAGCAUCUGUUUGAAUGAGGCUAAGCAAGAUACACAUUCAUUGGCACAGACUUAUGAUAGAUUUCAACAUCAUGUGUAGCCUAGUACUACCAUCAUGCAACAUGUAGCCGAACUCCAGUGCGUGUAACUCCAAUGGUAUUUCAGUGUCUUGAAUCAUCUGCCCGUUUGUUAGAAAAUGUGAAUGUAAAGACUUGUGGACGUGAAUUGAUGCUGCAUGGUGGAGUCCGCCGUCUGUGAGUAGCAGUGCUGAGAGGUGACUCAUACAGUUGUUUUGGGCUUAGGCUACAUCCCAUCCCAGUAACACACUCAUCUGCACUAGUGUUAACACACUCUUAGGUGUACUUGUGACUUGGCCUGACUCCUUAUAUUCUAAUGAUAAUGAUGAACGAUAUUGACAAGUGUGGCUGAAAAUAGUUGUGAGGUAGGCAGAAGGCUAGUGGGUCAUAAAGAAGUGCUCUCAUGGUAGUGUCUGUGUGUGUCUUCUGUUGUCUCAUGAUGACUUGUCUUACUGCUGUAUGAUAAGGAAGGUUUAACCCCUGUCUUUCUCUCGCUCGCUCCCCAGCCCACAUUCCAGCACUCCUUCCCUCAUCAAUAAUGGAUAGAAAGAUCACAAUCCCCUCUUCCUUUCUUUCUCGCCGCUCUGUCGUUCAUAAUGAAUGAAUGAGGGAGGGGUGACAUCCUGGCCAACACCUUUGUUCUUACGCUCCAUCUCUUCAUGUCACUCUCUCGCUUUCUCUCCCCCCCUCCCUCUCUCUCUCGCUUUCUCUCCCCCCUCCCUCUCUCUCUCAAUCCUGACCUGCCACACACACUCUUUCCUCUUCUGUGUCAUAGAGGAUACCCCUGCUCUGCCCCUCCUCCUCUCUCCCUCCGCCUCUCUUCUCUGCAGUGUUGUUUUUUUCUUCUCUUCCUCUUUUAAUGUCUUCUCUUAAAUUGUCAGCCUGCUGACGCCAUCCUCCUCCUCUCUGCUCAGCCCACUCACUCCUGUGGGACACGCUCAGCUCUGACUCAUUCGCUCCCUCCCUCCCUCCAUCUCCCUCCCUCCCUCCCUCCCUCCCCCUCCCUCCCUCCCUCCCUCCCUCCCUCCAUCUCCCUCCCUCCCUCCCUCCGUCUCCAUCUCCCUCCCUCCGUCUCCAUCUCCCUCCCUCCCUCCCUUUGUCUCUCUCUCCCUCCCGCCAUCACUCUCUCCCUCCAUCACUCUCUCCAUCCCUCCAUCUCUCUUUCUCCUUCCAUCUCCCCCUCUCGUCUCUCUCUUUCUGAGACACACACUCACCCUCCUAUCGCUGUCCCAUUUUCUCACUAUUUCUCUUUUCGUUCUCUUUCUUUGCCCCUUUCUCUCACUAUCUCUCUCUCUCUCUAGGUUCCCUCCGUCUGUUUGACAGGACAUGUUGCUUUUCUAACCCUUCUCCUACAAUUUCCGCGGCCCUUUGGAAAUGUGAUUAAAAUCCCCAUCAAAAUCUGUCUAAGCAAGAGAGAUGGUUUUUUUUUUGCAUGGGCUGCGCAUCUGCGGUGAAAGGUGGCAGAGCUAGAUGUUUUCGUAACUGUUUGGCCUACAAACUAUUAUGAGACUAAAGAUGAGACUCUCACGAAGUCAUGAGACAGAUAUUAACAUUUUUCACACUAAUCAUCUAUGAGGGACUUUGUUGAGCUUGUCAAUCAAUUUGAGAUACUUUCGGGUUGAUUUGGACAUGCGCGAAAAAUGCUAAUAUCGGUCCAGUGAAUUGAAUGGGAUUAGUGCCACAAAUGCUAAAACGUUAGCAUUAAAACAAUUUUUUUACAUUUUCGUCAUUUAGCAGACGCUCUUAUCCAGAGCGACUUACAAAUUAGCAUGUGGAAAUAGUGCCAGGGAAACUAAACCAAAGUAUGGAUUGCUGUCAUACCUUGUCCAUAGACUGCUUGCAGGGUAAGGAAAACAAUAUAAUUUUGAAAUUUGAGUUAACUAUCCCUUUAAAGGAUGCUGUGUAGGCUAUUGUUAAUUAUUGCAAAUGUCUAGUGUUGACCAUUGAGACCAUUUAUGUCUUUUUGAAGUUUGAGCCCUGCUCCACCGAUGAUGCUAUAGUUUGUACCAUACUGUUGGCACUUGGCAGGCUGCAGGCAAAAUAGAGACAGUGAACUGGACAAAGCUUGCCGGGCUUCUCACAGAACCGGGCCAGUAGUGCAAUUGUGUUUGUGCUAAUGUGUGUGCGGGCGCUGGCACUGCCAUGUGUAGAUUUGUGUGCGUUAGAUGGACAAUUAGAAAGCUGUUAUGUGAUGUGGAUGAUUGGUGUCUCUUCCUGCUCUCCUCGGCUCUGUUCUCUGCAAUCCACAUAUUUAUUUAUAAAAUCAUCCUUCUUCCUGUCUCUCUCUCGCUCGCUCUAUCCCUCAUUCUCUCGCUCUCUCGACACCAAUGGCAGCAGCUGAUAAUUACGUCACCGUCUCCCUGGCAACUCUGAGCCUGUGAAAAAGGGAGGAAAAGCAGAGGGAGAGAGAGGAAAUGGUAGCUGAGAAUGGGCUGGCUGGCGUUGCCCGGUUCAUUCAUAGGCGCCUCAAUUUCACACUCAUUCAGUUUUUCUGGCAGAGAGCGAGAGCUAAGUGUGUGUUUUAGCACAGAAUGUCCCCCAUCUCCUCUGCCCCUCAGAGCCACAGUCUCUCAGCCAUGUUGUUCUCCACACUAAGAAUUACACAUUUGUUCUGCUCAGACCUUAUCUAGUCAUUUUGAUAAUGUUGACGUGUGUGUUUGUGUGUGACUGUGUGUGUGUGUGAGAGAGUUUUGCAGCGUGUCUGUGUCUCCCUGUCUCUCUGCGUAGGCUGUUCAGUGGUGCAGAGUUGUAUAAGCCGGGACUCCUCAGCGCUGAGUGCAGUUGGUUGGCAUUCAUCCGUGUGCGUGCCCUGGUCAUUGAUGCUGUGCGGCGCUGCUGUUGCCUCAGUGAUGACGAUCUUGCUGUGCCUGGGUCCUCCCCUGCUGUGGGAAUCCCUGCAUGCCAUACUGCCUCCUCUCCUCUCUGCUGCAGCCACACACACACACACACACACACACACACACACACACACACACACACACACACACACACAGGCUUCUGAUGAUGCCGGAGGAAACUGUGUUAAGCUGAAGAGUGUGUUUGUGGGACAGAUGGACAGUUUCUCAAAGCUUCCGGUGUUAGUCUGCCUAGCUGUGUUUUUGUUGUCGAGUAGUGAGAGCGCCGCCUGUCCUGAAGGUGUUAGCAGUAUGUUGUCAUGUUAACGUUAGUGGAGUGUUUUGUUUAUGAGUGGGAGCGAGAAACAUGCCGUCUCACCUGUGUCAAAACCUAAAGUUUCUGAAAACAAAUACUUUUUCAGCCCAGGUCUGCAAGUGGUCAUUCAUGCAUUGGCUGAAUUCAUACUUCCACAGUCAGCCCUAUAGCCUACUCAUCCCACGCUUUGAGCUGUGAGUCAGACUGGACCCAGUCAGAGAGCCGGUGUGUUGUAACUGUUGGUGACGUCAUUCUGUCUUCCUGUUUUCCCCAGGGGUCCUGGCUGGUGGAACUAUCUUCAACAUGCUGCUGCACUGAGACUCACAGACAGACAGACGGAAGGAUAGACGGACAGACAGACUGAUAGACCCAUUCAGCGGGUGUUCCCCCCCCCCCCCCCCUCCCCCCUCCUCCCACUCCUUCCCCGUGUCAGCUGUUUCUCCCCACAGCUACCUCCUCCCUGUACAGAACUUGCUAUGGAAUGCCCUCACCCAGCAGACGGGCACAGUCCUCUUUAGGACCCUCUCCUGGGUACUCACUCCAUAAGGAAUCAGCACAGCUGAUCACAGAAUCAGGUACUGUUCACUGUAUACAUUAACUACAUUGUCUGUGUCUCCUGAUUCCUACCAUGUUUAGGGUUUUCCUUGGCCCUAUACUGCAUUGAAACUCAGGACCAUUUAACGGAUCUAUCCUCUCUCUCUCCUCAUCUUAAAGUAGUCUCUGGAUCCUCCUACCCUCCACCCUUUCCUGAGAAGAUGUCUGUGAGCCUGGCUGGGGAGGAUAUCCAGAUGGAGGGUGAGAGUGGAAGUAGUGGAGUGCUCAAUGAGAUCAAUGAUGACUCCAGCAACAGAGGGAAGCUUUCCCCAUCCCCUGAGCCCUGCCAGGGGAAAGAGGGCAAUGGGGGCACUGGGGAGGGCAUGGAGGCAGAGGAGAGUGCCACACAUGACUCACAGGUAACUGACCUCCAGGCGACUUUCGUUGCAUCCCAAUAAUCUCUCCUUUCUCCCGAAGUGUGAACUUGUUCACUUUUCUUAAUGGAUUUGAAAGGAAAUGACUGGUAUAUGGAAAUGACUGGUAUAUGGAAAUGACUGGUAUAUGGAAACUCUAGUCCAUGCCAACAUCAUUAAAUGUGUGGGCAGUAGUGAACGAGUGCACACUUCAGGAGGAAGGCAAGAUUAUUGGGAAGCACCCUUUGCCUCCUCGGCACUGCACUAGAGUUGCAAUUUCUGGAAAGGUUUUUAAGGAAUACUACAGUCCAGAAUUGAAUGUCUAUGAAUUUUGUGGCUGUUUAGAUUACGACAUAUUCAUCCAUUUUAUAUUGGGAUGACAAAGUAUAUUUUCGCUGACAUGGGCUCAAAAUAAACUGCACUGAGAGGUAUUUUUCAGCUCUGUUUGAACUUAAUCUCCCAUCAUGCAUUGCGUCGUUGCUUACGGUCAUGAUGCGUGUGCUGCAAGCAUACGAAAGGAGUGUAGUGGGGGUGGUUUGGAGGGGUUGGAUGUGGUUAUGGUUGAGACAAAUUGCCCCUUCUUUGGAAUGACUGUCAUUAAAACAUUACAAACAAAUUGCAUGUUAUCUUCAUGCCUUGCUUGAAUAUUGAAUUUGAAGCAGAGGUGUCUAUCUAGCUAGCUCGAUUCACUGUAGUUAGCUGCUACUUGCUUCGUCUGGCUGAUUAGCUAGCUAGCGACUAUGCUGUUACCAGCCAAGCACUCCAAACUAGUUAGAUAACAGGUUAGACUGCAUAACUACAUAUAACAUGGCAUAUCAUCAUUUUAGUUUGCAAGAGUAUCUAGCUAGUUGUGUUUCUGCUUGCUGGAUGCAGGCAGCUGACUAGUAGUGCCUGCUUGUGCUAGCUAGCAGCAUAGCUAGCCAUUGUUAGCGAGCCACAUGGUCCAGUCAAAAGUAGCUAACUAGCUUGAAGCUAGCUAGCUAGUUUGUUGAAACAGUAAAAUAUAGCUAGCUGUGCUUCUAGUUUCAAACAUUAUCUACAUCUUAAUGUAGUAGAAAUUUCAGGUGUACAGUACUUUAUCAGCAACGUUAUAUUCCAUUUUGUGCAAAUCCAGUGGUUUCCCCUACCAGCUGUGCUUGGCGGGCUACACAGAGAAGCAGAACUGGUAGGCAGAAACCACUGGAUUUGCACAAAAUGGAAUAUAAGGUUGCAGAUAAAGUUAGUAAUUACACAAUGUCAUGUGUACAACAUCCAAAGACCUGCAUCACUAUACUGAGAGCUUUGCCGUUUCUAAAAGGACGUAUUUGGGUGUUUUUGGAGCCUUUGUUCAUGUUGUUCCUGAGCCCCCGUACUGCAGAACGAGCAAUGAGAAAGUAUAUUCCGGGUGCGGUAAGUAUGUCAAAACCAAGUGAAAUCGCAAAAAAAAAUGGCUUCUGGACCCUUCUAUAACAUGCCAUUUACAUCAACAAUAGAGAUUUGGUUCUAAAAUAGUGAACCAAUCCUUUCAAAACGAAAUGUUUUUUUCCCCCACUAAAAUACGGUUUUCACAUAAACGUUAUUUAACAUUGUAAAUCAUAGGAAAUAGUCGUUUUGAGUGUAGCUAGUAUUCUUAGUAUUACCACAUUUUCUCCCCUUGCAGAGAAGGGCUCAGAACCACGGCCAUGGGAGGAAAAGGGCCAGGGUAAGAACUGCAUUAUUCUGUCUGUUGCAUUGUUGUUGUUGGUGUAAGUUUGCAUAUCAUGAUCCCAAUCCAGUCCACCCGUUAGAAAGGGUCAUUCUUACUAGCCCUAGUAUCCCCAGAGUUCGUUCAUCUUAGUGAGCAGGUUAGAUAGACCAGGAGAAUUCGCAGAGGUGAGGCCUGCCAAUCCAUGAGCUCAGCUUACCUAGUGUAUUUAUGGAAGUCAGCUUUUGUGUGUGUGCACUCAGUUUACAUGCUAAUAGGAUAAAACAUGUUCUCUUACCUUGCAUCUAAUUUCUGUCCACACACACACACACACACCUUGCAGCUGGGUCUUUGCAGCAAAACCACACUCCCUCUGUCUGUCACGACUUAAUUUCUAGUGUAGGCUUCAUCAUGACAUCAUCUUCUCUCUCACUAGAUAGGGACGAUGCCAAGUGAGCUAGCCCUUCCACCAAAUGAAAUCCUUCCCAACGUUUGGAUAAUGAAGUCUAUACAUCUCAAAACGAUCAUAUGCAUGUCUGCUAGCGCUGAGCUAUUUAGUGCUUUUUGUGUUUGGGAACACCAAUCAAUCAAUUAGAUGUAUUGUCGGAUAGACGUACAGUGCAUUCGGAAAGUAUUCAGACCCCUUCUCUUUUUCCACAUUUUGUUACAGCCUUAUUUUAAAAUUGAUUAAAUAAAAAUUUUUCCCUCAUCAAUCUACACACAAUACCCCAUAAUGACAAAACAAAAACAGGUUUUUAGAAAGCAAUCGUGGGAGAAGUGCUUUGGUCAGGGAGGUGACCAAGAACCUGAUGGUCACUCUGACAGAGCUCCAGAGUUCCUCUGUGGAGAUGGGAGGACCUUCCAGAAGGACAACGAACUCUGCAGCAUUCCACCAAUCAGGCCUUUAUGGUAGAGUGGCCAGACGGAAGCCACUCCUCAGUAAAAGGCACAUGACAGCCCGCUUGGAGUUUGCCAAAAAGCACCUAAAGGAUUCUGACCGUGAGAAACAAGAUUCUCUGGUCUGAUGAAACCAAGAUUGAACUCUUUGGUCUGAAUGGCAAGCAUCACGUCUGGAGGAAGCCAAGCACCAUCCCUACGGUGAAGCAUGGUGGUGACAGCAUCAUGCUGUUGGGAUGUUUUUCAGCGUCAGGGACUGGGAGACUAAUCAGGAUCGAGGGAAAGAUGAACGGAGCAAAGUACAGAGAGAUCCUUGAUGAAAACCUGCUCAGGACCUCAGAUUGGGGUGAAGGUUCACCUUCCAACAGGACAACGACCGUAAGCACACAGCCAAGACGACGCAGGAGUGCCUUCGGGACAAGUCUCUGAAGGUCCUUGAGUGGUCCAGGCAGAGGCCUGACUUGAACCCGAUCUAACACAAUUUAAUCAAUUUUAGAACACGGCUGUAACUUAACAAAAUGUGGGAAAAAGUGAAGGGGUCUGAAUACUUUCCGAAUGCACUGUACCUAAGCAACUGUCUAUCCCUCUCAUUCAUGAAGCUUUUUGUCACUCCUUUCCUCUCUGUGUCUGUCUGCUGGCCCCACAGGCUUGCCCAGGCAAGAACCAAUAAGAACAGGCAGCUAGGUGCAAUGGAUUCUGGUCAUUGUAGUUAAUCACCACGUUUUAUGCGCUAAACUAUGAAUAUUGGCCUUUUGAAAACUACACCUUCCUGCAAUGUCAGUUUAUGCUUGGUUUGAUUUCUACAGAAACGGCACGUUGAGCUCACAAAAAAAAGAACUAAAUGGAAUUCAAAUAAUUGAGCCGACGUACACUACCGUUCAAAAGUUUGGGGUCACUUGAAAAUGUCCUUGUUUUCGAAAGAAAAGCAAUUUUUUUCUCCAUUAAAAUAACAUCAAAUUGAUCAGAAAUACAGUGUAGACAUUGUUAAUGUUGUAAAUGGCUAUUGUGGCUGAUUUUUUAAAAUGGAAUAUCUACAUAGGUGUACAGAGGCCCAUUAUCAGCAACCAUCAGUCCUGUGUUCCAAUGGCAAGUUGUAUUCGCUAAUCCAAGUUGAUCAUUUUAAAAGACUAAUUGAUCAUUAGAAAACCCUUUUGCAAUUAUGUUAGCACAGCUGAAAACUGUUGUGCUGAUUUAAAGAAACAAUAAAACUGGCGUUCUUGAGACUAGUUGAGUAUCUGGAACAUCAGUAAUUGUGGGUUCGAUUACAGGCUCAAAAUGGCCAGAAACGAAGACAUUUCUUCUGAAACCCGUCAGUCUAUUCUUGUUCUGAGACGCCUAUUCCAUGUGAGAAACUGAAGAUCUCGUACAACGCUGUGUACUACUUCUUCACAGAAGAGCGCAAACUGGCUCUAACCAGAAUAGAAAGAUGCACAACUGAGCAAGAGGACAAAUACAUUAGUGUCUAGUUUGAGAAACAGACGCCUCACAGGUCCUCAACUGGCAGCUUCAUUAAAUAGUACCCGCAAAACACCAGUCUCAGCGUCAACAGUGAAGAGGAUGCUGACCUUCUAGGCAGAGUUGCAAAGAAAAAGCCAUAUCUCAGACUGGCCAAUAAAAAGAAAAGAUUAAGAUGGGCAGUCUUUUUUUUUGCAACACUGCCUUUAAGGUCAGCAUCCCGGAGUCGCCUCUUCGCUAUUGACAUUGAAACAGGUGUUUUGCAGGUACUGUUUAAUGAAGCUGCCAGUUGAGGACCUGUGAGGCGUCUGUUUCUCAAACUAGACACUCUAAUGUACAGUUGUGGUCAACAUUUUUGAGAAUGACACACAUUAAUUUAUUUUCUCUGAUGAAUCCCCUUUCCGAUUGUUUGGGGCAUCCGGAAAAAAGCUUGUCCGGAGAAGAAAAGGUGAGCGCUACCAUCAGUCCUGUGUCAUGCCAACAGUAAAGCACCCUGAGACCAUUCAUGUGUGGGGCUGCUUCUCAGCCAAGGGAGUGGGCUCACUCACAAUUUUGCCUAAACACAGCCAUGAAUUUAGAAUGGUACCAACACAUCCUCCGAGAGCAACUUCUCCCAACCAUCCAAGAACAGUUUGGUGACGAACAAUGCCUUUUCCAGCAUGAUGGAGCACCUUGCCAUAAGGCAAAAGUGAUAACUAAGUGGCUCGGGGAACAAAACAUGGACAUUUUGGGUCCAUGGCCAGGAAACUCCCCAGACCUUAAUCCCAUUGAGAACUUGUGGUCAGUUAAUUGACAGCAUGCCAGGGCAGAUUGUAGAGGUCUUGAAAAAGAAGGGUCAACACAGCAAAUAUUGACUCUUUGCAUAAACUUAAUGUCAUUGUCAAUAAAAGCCUUUGACACUUAUGGAAUGCUUGUAAUUAUACUUCAGUAUACCAUAGUAACAUCUGACAAAAAAUAUCUAAAAACACUGAAGCAGCAAACUUUGAAGACCAAUACUUGUGUCAUUCUCAAAACUUUUGACCACGACUGUAUUUGUCCUCUUGCUCAGUUGUGCACCAGGGCCUCCCACUCCUCUUUCUAUUCUGGUUAGAGCCAGUUUGCUCUGUUCUGUGAAGGGAGUAGUAAACAGCGUUUGGCGAGAUCUUCAGUUUCUUGGCAAUUUCUCGCAUGGAAUAGCCUUCAUUUCUCAGAACAAGAAUAGACUGACGAAUUUCAGAAGAAAGUUAUUUGUUUCUGGCCAUUUUGAGCCUGUAAUCGAACCCGCAAUUGCUGAUGCUCCAGAUACAGUGAGGGGAAAAAAGUAUUUGAUCCCCUGCUAAUUUUGUACGUUUGCCCUCACUGUACUCAAUUAGACUCAAGAAGGCCAGUUGUAUUGCUUCUUUAAUCAGCACAACAGUUUUCAGCUGUGCUAACAUAAUUGCAAAAGGGUUUUCUAAUGAUCAAUUAGUCUUUUAAAAUGAUCAACUUGGAUUAGCGAAUACAACUUGCCAUUGGAACACAGGACUGAUGGUUGCUGAUAAUGGGCCUCUGUACGCCUCUGUAGAUAUUCCAUUAAAAAUCAUCCGUUUCCAGCUACAAUAGCCAUUUACAACAUUAACAAUGUCUACACUGUAUUUAUGAUCAAUUUGAUGUUAUUUUAAUGGACCAAAAAUGUUUGCUUUUCUUUCGAAAACAAGGACAUUUCUAAUGGACCCCAAACUUUUGAACGGUGGUGUAAAUAAGCCGACAUUUCGGCUAACCGCUCAGCACUGUCUGCAUGCAGCUUCUUUACGCUACAAUAUUUAAUAUAUGUUGUCAAAUAUUUACAGUGUGCAAUGUGUUUGGUCUAUAAGUUUCUCCAUUCAUGUGUGUGUAAUAGUCCAAUGCCAAGCUGAAGCUGGUGAGGAGCCUGGCGGUGUGUGAGGAGUCAUCAGGUCCGUUCUGUACUGACGGACCUCCAGACCAGGACAUCAUCCAGCUACCACAUCAGCUGCCCAUCAGACAAGGAGGAGGAGAAGUCCUGUAAGGAUGAGAAUGAGGAAAUGAACACGGACAAGACUCCACGCAAGAUGCUUUCACGAGGUAAGCUGCUUUCCUAGAAAGAAAAAAAAGUUAUCCAUACAAUGAAUAAUCGGUUCAGGAGUUAGGGUUUUUGAAAGGGAGAGCUGAAGAGGGAUAUGCAGGGAGUAUUUGUAUUAUUAUUAUUAUUAUUAUUAUUAUUAUUGUUAGGGAAAGGGUGUGUAAAAAAACGAUCUGCCAUUCGUGUGUGUUCAGAAACAACACACUGUGAGCCAAGCAGUCUUCCAGCCUUUCUGCUGCUAGACUCUGACCCCUCUGACCGUGUGUGUGCCUGCACACGAGCGUGAUGUGUACGCUAGCGUGGUGUUUGUGUGUAGCAGAAAAGAGUUGACAUAGAAACGAUCCUCUAAGUGCGUUCAGAAACAACACACCCUCUCUGACCCCUCUGACCGAUACUUUGUGUGUGUGUGGAUGCUCCUGAUUGCGUGCGUGCGGUUUGCAGAUGGUGCGUGUGUGUGGUGUCAUUUCUGGAGGUAUGUUAAGCCUUCUGUCUCUUUCCCUUCCAGACUCCAGCCAGGAGUACACAGACUCCACCGGUAUCGACGUGCAUGAGUUCCUGGUCAACACACUGAAAAACAACCCCAGGUAACACACACACACACACACACACACACACACACACACACACACACUUAAAAACAACACGAGGUAUGGCAAGGGAGCCUUAUUGAUCUCCUAUCACAGCCACAACACUCAAUGGCAUCUAGAUGUAGUCUGUGGCCAUCUGAGCCUGUAGUUCUACCAGUAAUGGAAAUGGAUUGAGAAACUCUGCUCUCUAAGGGCCGAAUCUUAAUUUGAGAUUUCCGUGAGCAACUCAAGUUUUCUUCUAACUCAAAUCUUCUAUCAUCAAUGCAUGAUUUAAGUGAAAAUCCAAGUUAAGUGCACAGAUCUCAAGUUGGGUUCUGGCUCUAAGCGAAUGCUGCUGCAGCUGUAGUAAUCCUGUGGUGGUCUGGACUACAGUAGCUGCCUAGCCUCUGUGAGGACGGAUUGCUGAAGUAUUCACUGCGAUGAAAUGAGCCUUUUGAUCUUUGUAUGAGUAGUUGGAACUCUCUUUCUCUCUCCCUCUCUUUCUCUCCAACAGGGAUCGAAUGAUGCUGCUGAAACUAGAACAAGAUAUCCUGGAGUUUAUUAAUGACGACAAGUGAGUGAGACACAUUCCCUAUAUAUAGUACACUAAAGUAGCGCACUACAAAGGGAAGAGGAUGUCAUUUGGGACGCCUACACAUUCUCUACUACAACUCAACUCACUCUACUUACAUUUUAGCUUUCUAUGUCUGUCCGUCACAGUAUAUUUAUUGAUGGUAUAUUGUGCUGUAGUUGGUAUAUCAGUAUGGAAAAUCAGCCUGCAACUCUGUGUCCCCCUGUCGAUGGGAUGGUAUCCAGGGUUGGAAAUGAACACCUGCCAAAUGCGGGUAGAUUUUGUCAUUGGCGGGUAAGAAUGUAUAUUUUACCAUCCACGCUGGCGGCUGGUCACACGGACCAUUUGGGAACAGUUUUAUUUUUAUUUUUUUUAUAAUCCAAAGGCCACAUGUAGAAGAAGUUGGUCAAAUUGACAAGUAAGGCUACUAAAAUGGGACUUUGUCCUCGUGUUUCAUGGCCAGUUACAUUGUUUUGUUCACAUGCUAGGUUGUUGUUCAAUGUUAGUUUGAGUUUGCUGCAACUGUCUGCUGCUAGGAAGACAUCACAGUCUAAGAUUUUUUUAAAUCACAGACAAGCGAGUGCCCAAGUUACCAUGGUAACUGCCCGUCCCUUAAAGGGGCAGGUGAAAAUGUUUGGUCUCACCUAAUUAUUGUGCUUGAUUUAGCAUGGAUCACUCCUAAAAACUUUUAUUCAUGAACUUUUUUAGUAAUUUCUUAUCAUUAAAACACUCAAAUACUUUUGUUCUCCUAGAUGUAUUUGUGUGCUUCUAUAUUUCUACUCGGGAGCACAUUAUGUACUCCUUGUAAAAAAUGUCCGCGUAAAUAAACCAUAUCACUCAGCCUUUUGUGGCAGGGUAGGCACUUUGUUGAUUCUUGAUGUUCAGUUGUAGAACUGUUUCUAUUUUUACUAUUGUAUCUAAAUUAUUUAUUUUAACGUACUUUGGUUAAAAGACACAGGUCACAAAAAAUUUACCACAUUACUACUUACUAGUAAUACAUUUAUUGUUUUAGAAAAACAGAAAGCAUGGUCAUCCGUAUUUUUUUUGUGUGUAAAAAAAUCAGUGACUGGUAGAUUUUUUUUAUUUUUUUCUAUCUACCUGUCACAGUGGCUGGUGGACCAAAAAGUACAUUUUCCAGCCUGAUGGUAUCCUUACUCUCAUCUAAAGUUUAUUUUGUUGUGCGUGAUUAUCUAUUUUAUUUUGUGGACUAUUGUGUCAUCUUCUCCUCUCCCCUCUAGUAACCAGUACAAGAAGUUCCCCCAGAUGACAUCGUACCACCGCAUGCUGCUGCACCGUGUAGCUGCCUACUUUGGCAUGGACCACAACGUAGACCAGACUGGCAAGGCAGUCAUCAUCAACAAGACUGGCAACACACGCAUGUAAGUGGGAGAAUGGUAGAAGUUAGAGGACAAUGAGUGGAACAUAGAAGGAAAUGAAUGGAAGUUAGAGGACAAUGAAUGGAAGUUAGAGGACAAUGAAUGGAAGUUAGAGGACAAUGAAUGGAAGUUAGAGGACAAUGAAUGGAAGUUAGAGGACAAUGAAUGGAAGUUAGAGGACAAUGAAUGGAAGUUAGACGACAAUGAAUGGAAGUUAGACGACAAUGAAUGGAAGUUAGAGGACAAUGAAUGGAAGUUAGAGGGCAAUGAAUGGAAGUUAGAGGACAAUGAAUGGAAGUUAGAGGACAGUGAGUGGAACUUGUAAGACAAUGAAACACAUUAAAAAUAUAUAUAUGUUUACUUCUUCAGCCCAGAUCAGAGGUUCUCAGAGCACAUCAAGGAUGAAAGGAACUUGGACUUCCAGAAGAAGUUUAUCCUCAAGAGAGACGAUGUUAGUAUGGACAAGGACGAUAAUCAGGUGAUGAUAGACGCUUUUUAUUAUGUAGUGAUUAAAAUACUUAAUUAUUCCAAAUAUAUGUUUUAACGUAUUUCUUACUGUCUUUAGCUUUGUUGAUCUUUAUAGAACACGAUGCACGAGAUAUGAGAAGAGUGAAUAUCAUCUAUCCAAUUGACUCUAGUAUUGAUAACGAAUCGUUGUAUAAUAAAUCUGUUUUACCUUACACUUCUUGUAUUGUUGAGAAGAUGCUCUGAAUUGUAUUCAGUGACUACCACUUCUGUCCAAGAGGUUGCUGAUCCCACCCCUCUUUUUUCUCUUGUCCAAUCGCAGAUCCGUGUGCCGCUGCAGGACGGGCGGCGCAGCAAAUCAAUAGAGGAGAGGGAGGAGGAGUAUCAGAGGGUACGAGACCGGAUCUUCGCCCGAGAAGUAAGUCGUGGGGGACACUCAACAGUGAGGAUGGGCAGUUGACUAACUUGUUAACUUGUCCCCCACUCUGUCUGUUCCACUAACCAUUCCUCCCACUGUAUCAACUAACAGCUCAUUUUAAUAACUUAUGGGUGGAGAGAGAACGGGUUACUUCAUACAAUACAGCCUAUUCAUGUGGUAUAGAGUUAAAAGGCAGAGUAAUAAGUGAAGUCCAUAUUCUUGGAGGUCAUGAGUGAACCUUGGGUAACCUUGGCUAAUACAGUAUUUGACAGAAUUGACAUGAGUCAGUGUUCAUUGUCCAGGCAGUUGCAAAUGGGAAUAUGUUCUCAAUAAACUACCCGGUCCAAUUAUAGCUAAUAAAUAAAUCUAGUUCUGGGAUCGACUAGCUCUAGCUAUUCGUAAUUUACAGGUGUCUUUUCCUUUUCAGUCCUCUCAAAAUGGAUACAUCAACGACAACAGGUAAGCUCACGGUACAGUAUGCAUCACAGUGGAUAGCUUCAUGUGUGCACUUGUAAAGGGACCCCAGAGUAUGGAGUUAGUCCCCAGCCAGUUUACUCCCCUAGGUGGGUAGCAGAAGCAGUCAGGGGGCGGCCUGGUCACAUCAAGGCUCUCUAACCCUGUUCCAAACCCCCUGGCACCAUCAAACUAGGCCACCAAGUUACAUUUAGGUGUAUUUCAAGAGAUUUUAAAAGUUCACAUGCGAUAAUGCUGGCAAUAUAAUAAUUCUGGCAGUAUAUCAUAAGUUGAAGUUUCAAGGACCAGGGUUCGGUUUUGCCGAGUUGGAAUCAAUGAUGUGUAUAAACCCUGGAUUGCUGAUGAUAUGUAUGGGCCAUUGAGAGGCUUUGAAGCCACCGGUCAGCCAUAUUGGCACUCCCCAGCAGGAGCAGUCCUCCAUAGGAAUGAAUGCAAUUCUACAGUAUUUCAAUUAAAUGUUUCAAGGACUAAAUUAAAUGUAUUUAGGUAUUUUGUUGUUGUAGUGGGGACAGUAACAUUAGUUAUCUCUAAAAACUAUACUUUAAUGAAACAUUUUUUAUAUUUUUAUUUUAUUUGUAUGUUUAGCUCACAUAAUAUAAUUUAAAAGUAUGCAUUAAGGUGUUUGUAAUAGAUUAAAUGGCAAAAAACCAGAAUGUAGACAUUAAUAAAUGCAUUUCUAUAGCUUCCAAAAUAUUUUUUACAAUGGUAGGGGAGUUCCAAGAUGCAAGCCAUGGUGGCUUCAACACAGCGCCCCCUAGCAGUCAUCUAGUGUAUAUUUAAAUAAUUGGUUGGAAUGUGGGUUGAAUUGAUAUUCAUGUAUAGCUGAGAAUAUUUUUCCAAAUAUAUUCAAAAUGAAUAAGUACAGCUUUCAACCCCCCUCCAUUUCUGAUGGAGAUUAACGAUUAUUAAACAGAUGUGCUGAGAGAAGGAAAGAAGAAGGCAAACUUUGUUCCUUGUUUAGAGCUGUCAACAUUUCUGCUCUGUGUGCAUUAUUUCUCUGUUUUGGGGGUGGUUAGAUACAGUGCAGCACUGUUACCUACCUACCUACCUGGCCCCCUCUCCUAUACCCACCCACUAACCCCCCGGCAUUGCCUUUCUCUCCCUCCACUAUCACCCAACAGACUUUCCACUGAAGGCUACUCCUCUAGCUCUCAAAAGAGGAGGCAGAUUUUUAGGUACUGACACAAUCGGGUGACGUGUGACUCUAGCAGUCUGUGAUUGUGUUGCCGUACCCAUCUACCCUCUAUCUAGUAGUGAUUUUAUAUGACUGACUGGGUGCGUCCGGAAUGGCACCCCUAUUCCCUACGUAGUGCAUUACUUUCAACCAGAGACCUAUGGACUCUAGUCAAAAGUAGUGGACAAUAUAGGGGAUAGGGUGCCAUUUCAGAUGCAGCCACUGACUGUGGGUGUUCUUGCUUGACGUGGGGUUGGCACUGUGAGGUCCAAGACCUAUUGCAUGGCUGCUUUGUGGGUGGUUUUUCUGGGAGCGGGUACUACUUAUUUAUCUACCCGUCAUCAUCACUACUACAUAUUUUAUAGUACUGUACUACUGCAUUGCAUCCCCUCCCCCCCCACCCCCACCCCCCUAAAUCUCUGUUUUUGUUGAUUUGGUGGUUGUUAAUCUGGUUUGGUUUUGUAACCCCUUCUUUAUCUUUGUUCUGCUACUUGUACAGUAGUUGUCUCUACUACUACUGUUUGCGGUAUCCUAAGGAGAGAUCGCUCUGUGUUGGUUGUGAUCUGCAGCAGCGAAACAAUCACAAUGAAACGUCUUUAGCCGAUUUACCUCAGUAAUGUUGAAAAAGGGAUUUGAGGUAGGUUGUUAUUAGUUCCAUAGACAUUAGUGAUAGGAAGUUCGACUCUUUUUUUUUUUUUUACUGAUUCGGAUCUUUUCAACUCGUUCAUUCAAAAUAACGAAUCUUUCAACUAAUUUCGUUCAUUUGAUUCAGUAAUGCCGUGAGUGCGCGGGACCCCCUACCGGCGAACGACAAACUAAAAACUCGAAUUACUCAUGGUUCUACAAGCCUCUCGUUCACCAUAGGGGGCUUAUUGGAGCUGUCAUUUGUGACUGAGACACAAAAGUGUGCUUCAAACAAUGUACAUUUGUCAUUGCUAGGCGUACAAAUAGGAUUAUUUCUUGAUACCUUUGAAACGAGGUCUAGUUGUGGCCACAACCGGACUAGAUUGUAAACGACUUUUGGCAGAAUGACUUGAUUGCCGAGAUAAUUACAUAUCGUUCGAACUGCAGCAGCCCCCCAAAACAAUUUGUUCUCAAGUUUGAGUUUGUUGAGCAGGGGCAGGCUAUGGUUUGGUUCUGCAAAGCUGUGUCAAUCAAUAAUCUAUCAAUUAAUUAAAUACAUCAAUACUUGCCCAUAAGAUAAAUUAUCAGUUUUUCUUCUCUAUGCUGCAUGCAGCAUGAUCUAUUUUCCUGCUUGCACAUAUGAUAAACAGUUGGUGUUUGGAUCACGUCUCUGGAGCCGCUGGCCGGAGAAUAGCGUAUUAAUCCUGCUGUAGGAUUCAUUGUGAGCAGCAGAUCAAACAAACGACUAAAAUGAAACAAAUCUGAAUCCAGGUGCAAGCUAUGCUCCCUUAUUGAUGUCACUUAAAUCCACUUCAAUCAGUGUAGAUGAAGUGGAAGAUACAGGUUAAAGAAGGAUUUUUAAGUCUUGAGACAAUUGACAUGGAUUGUGUGUUUGUGUCAUUCAGAGGGUGAAUGUUGAAGAACUGGCUGCAUGUUGAAGAACUGUCCACAUUUUACUUUUCGUCAGCCAACAAGAUGAAUAGGCCUAACGAACAGCAAAAGCACUAGCCUAUGUCAAUCUACUAUCCCCCAUAGUACAAAAGUUGACCUAUUCUGUGCUAGAUAGAUCCCAAAUUAAUACAACCACUAGCAUCAAAAAACAUUUUUUAUGCAAUGAGGCUAUUUCUUCACAUUAUAAGCGCAGCAAUGCGCACACGGCAGUAGGCUAUAAGCGCGAAUGUUCCAUUAGCGGAAAAACACCAUUAUCAAAAGUGACCAUAAAUGCGAUUAUGCAUGUAAUGCUUUUAUUAUAAAGGUGCAUUGUUUCUUGCCUUACGCUGGGCAUCAUUCACAAGUGAUAGGCUAAUAUUGUCACCCAUCAGACUUUUCUUGAUUUAAUCUUUACAUAUACUAAAUAAUAUGUGUGAAAUUUGUUUGGAUUUAGAAUGGACCAUUAUCAUGCACCUGUCUCAAUCAGGGGCAGGGGGAAAAAAUACAUGUCAUCUAUGCACUUAAAUAGCAAAUGGAGGACGCUUUUCCGUGGUUCAUUUUCAUGCCAGCCAGGUAGGCUAUACUCCUGUUGUAAAGACAAGCAAUGUGCUUAAUAUUAGGAAAGUUAAGAUAUAAAUAUAGUAGGCCUAGCCUAUAGAAAGCUGAUGGGAUCCUCCUCUUUUUAAUAGAGGCCAUCACCCUGUUUUCUCACGUCAAUUGCAUAGCCUAUAGAAAUGUUGCGCAACAUGAGCUCAUGGGCUGUCAUGAAGUGUUUGAUUUCGAUUUUCCAUACAUUUGCAUUGAUGUCAGAGUGAUUAGAGGGACAAUAGAGUGCUGAGUACCAGGCAGUUAGCUAGUUUGGUAGGCUACUAAUGACCAUCAGCAGCAUCAGAGCUUGGAGAAGCCUAAUUACGUGACUAAACGGUCAUGUGGAAUUUGACUGCCUUUAUGACUUGUGACCUCUGGUGUGUCGGUAAUACGGUCACCGGAACAGCCCUAAUCCGGAGUAUGCAGAACGUCCUGAGCUGCAGACUCAUUGAAGUAGACGUUUUCAUCCAAAUCGAGGUUUGUGAUUGAUGUUCCGAUGUCCAGAAGCUGUUUUUGGUCAUAGGAAAUUAUGGCAGUACAUUAUGUACAAAAAAAGUUAAGAUCAGCUUUAGGCUAGCUCAGUCAUUUCUCAGAAUAUCUGGCACAGACGAGUUUAGCAGAAUUGGCCAUUUUGCCUGCCUUUGUUGUCUUGCAGAGAUAUAGCUUCUCAUUGUUCUGUGGUUAUUCCCCUCCAAUAGAGAACCACAGUAUUUGCAGUCAGCGCACCCCACUGUAUUUCAGUUUAGUUAAAUUUUCUUUUGUUAGUCAGAAAUCCAAGCAUUUGUUGUCAGCAUUUUAGGUGAUAUCGCUGAAUAUUCGAACACUGUCAUCACGUUACUGUCCCAAACCUGCAUUUGUCAAUUUUUUGUGAAGUGCAAUGCAUUAAAAUCCGUAUUUGAUUAAGCUAGAAAUAAGAAAAAGUAAGCUGUAGGAUGUAAACAGCGACGGUGAGCCGAUGACGGGGUUGUAUAGUAGGUUAUGACAAGUUGAUAGCUUCCUGGUCAUCGCUGGAUGCAUUCUAAUAAUGCCUGGUGUGAUUAAUUAUUUUGGCAGUAGCCCUUACCCAGGGUGACAGCACUAUGUGACCUUUGCAACGAGACAGUGUGUUUUUAUCGUAGACGUUAAAACCAGUAGAUAGUGAUAGUGCUGACGUCAUCCACGUAUUCCUAUGGAAAACUCCCGAUGGCGCAUGAAGCCGGAAGUAUUUGAAUUUGAAGCGCGCCAUAUUGAUGAAUGGGGCUGAAUGGCACCAAAAAAUCACUAAGGAUCAUGGCGAAGGAGGCCAAAACUAGCGAAGGAUCAUGGUCGACGUAUUCUUUUUCAUCCUGCCUGAGAUAGUCAGCAUUGACGUCUAUGGCAUGAGGGCGUGAGCCUCCUCGUAGCCUGCCGGCCCGUGAUUGGUCUGUCAGUACGUGGAACUGUGUGAUGACAAAUGUAGUAGUCACAAUAGAUUCCUAUUUAAUAAUAAUAGGCACCGCUAGGUUGCUACACAGUAGCCGACCAGCAGAGCUUGUGACUUCACCCUUCAGACCGGACCCUGGGGGCCUGGUUUCUAUAUACAACACCAUAGUUAUAACAAUGAAGUGAUGGUGGGGGGGGGGGGUGGUGGUGACAGUGGUUUAUUUUGUGUGUGUGUGUAUCUAUGCGUGUUUUGUCCAUUGUAAAGAAUCCAUAUAGUCUUAGUGGUGUGUCAGGUGUGCGUUAUGGAACUUGUCUCACUCACUCAUUCUGCUGUCCUUAUGGCUUUUCUUCCUUUGUUCGUUCACCUUGGUGUUGAUUUGGAAAAAGCAUCGGUCAUCUGCAUGUGUGUUUCUCUGUGUUGGGUGUGUGCUGGUUGGGUGAGGGUGCACUACAGUGUGUGGUGGUAACUGUUUGGUUUGUUGCCUGAAUUUUGGUUUUACCAGCCAGUCAACACCUUUUUGUAUUUUGGUUUAUUGAAUGCCCCAUAUUCUCUCUACAUGUCAAAGUGUAUGCUCUUAACCUGUUGCUGAUCACCCUGUGCCUCUGUACCCCAUUUCUCUCUCCCACCCUCUUUCUCUCCACCUCUGUUCCUCUCCCUGACCCCCUCUCCCUCAUCUUUCCCUUUCUCCUUAUAUCCUUCUCUACUCUGCCCCCUUCACUCUUUCUCUUCUCCCUCUCUUCCCCCUCCCCUCUCCAGGGGUAACCGUGAGAGCUCCAGCCGUGCUUCCAGCAGCCGCCAGAGCAGUACGGACAGUGAUAUGAAGUGCCCGGAGCCGAGGCCCUGGAGUAGCACAGACUCAGACAGCUCCAAUAGGACCCUCCGGCCCCCGGUCACAAAGGCAUCCAGCUUCUCUGGCAUCUCCAUUCUGACCAGAGGAGAUAGUCUGGGGAGUAACAAGAGCUCACAGGGCUCCUGCAGGGGCUCACGCACUGGUACGUAUUUUACGGCGCACACACACACACACACACACACACACACACACACACACACACACACACACACGAGCAUCUCCAUACUGACUAGAGGAGACAGUCUGGGGAGUAACAAAAGCUCAUAAAUCGUAGAGGAAAGGAAUGCUGAGGUGAGUGCAGAAAUGUUGAGGAACAGACAUUGCGGUUUCUGUAUAACUUUGUUUUGACUUGUGUUGUCUUGUUAUCUCCUGCAGGUCUGCCCCUGGUGAGUCCAGACGGGUGUCCUCAGCCCCCAGCUCCCCAGCCUGGCCCCUGCCCUGGGGGUCGCAGUCUGUUACCCUGCCCCUCCCAACAGCCCCAGGUCCAGACCCAGCCUCCCCAGACCGCCCUGCUGCCCACUCCACAGCAACACCCCAUGGGCAACCACAACCAUAAUCACAACCACAUGAUGGCUCAGGUGAGAGAGAAGCUCAUGUCACAAACCCUUUUUUUUUAUUUAAAUACCUGGUGAUUUAAAUGCUGUUUCAGUUUAGAAAAAAUAAACUGCAAAUGGCUAUAUUCCUGCAUUUUUCCUCUUUUGCCCAGUAACUGCCCUCGGUUUCCUAACCUAAACUCUGUCUCCAUCUCCUCCUCCUCCUUCUCCCACUAUCUGUCCCUCUGUUAGCCGGUGGGGUCUCUGCAGCCAUCUCAGCCUGUGUCCUACUCCUCCUCCUGUCCCCAGGUUCUGCUGCCUGUCUCUCCUCCCCAGCAGUACAUGGUACUUCUACCAUCCUGUCUCACUAUAUACAGUGGGGUCUGACAUUAUUGACACCCUUGAUACACCAUGAACACAGGCAGUUUGUAAGGCUGUUGGUGUAAAUGAGGAAUUAUCAUGUUGUUACAAUGUCAUUAAUCUAAUGACUAAUAGUGAUUGUUUGUGUGACUGACAGUGAGAAAGGCAAGGUAUGGAAGGCUCAGUUGCAGUGGAGUGUUCUGUAGUCAUAAUACACUCACCGUCCAGUUUAUUAGGUACAGCACCCCGUUCACAAAAAUGGAUGAGUCACGUGGCCCUGGCUUGUUAGAUAAAGCAGGCAGAAUGCAUUGAGGCAUUCAGUUGCUGUUCGAUUGAAUGUUAGAAUGGGCAAAAUGAGUGAUCUUUGAGCGUGCCACGACAGUGUUUAGGGUUUACCGAGAAUGGUGCGACAAACAUAAAAACAUCCAGUCAGCGGCAGUCCUGUGGGCGAAAACAGCUUGUUGAUGAGGGGUGGAAGGAGAAUGGCAAGAAUCGUUCAAGCUAACAUGCGGUCCACAAACAGACAAAUAACAGUGCAGUACAACAGUGGUGUGCAGAACGGCAUCUUGGAACGCACAACUCGUUGGUCCUUGUCACAGAUGGGCUAUUGCAGCAGACGACCUCACUGGGUUCCACUCCUAUCAGCUAAAAACAAGAAGAAGCAGCUCCAGUGGGCACGUGAUCACAAACAUUGGACAAUUGAGGAGUGGAAAUACAUUGCCUGGAACAUGACAGCAAGUUCAGUUUACUGGCCUGUGCAGUCCCCAGACCUCAACCCAAUAGAGCAUCUUUGGGAUGAGAUGGAACUGGCUGUUCGCAGCAUGAAUGUACCGCCGUCCAAUCUGCAGCAACUGCGUGAUGCAUGGACCAACAUCCUUGUGGAACGUUUCCGACACCUUGUAGAAUGCCCCGAAUAAUUCAGGCUGUUCUGGAGGCAAAGGGAGCUCCGACCCGGAACAAGAUGGGUGUGCCUAAUAAACUGUAUAUACGGUGGUGUCCAAAAGUAUUGACACCCUUGAUAAAGAUGAGCAAAAAUGGCUGUAAUAAAAUAAAUAAUUGAAAUACUGAGCUAUAUUGUAUGUGCACAUGUUUUGUUUAUAUAAUUAUUUUAUACAAGUACUCAGAGAAAGUAAUAAACAAUUCACAAAAUGGUAGGUGUCAAAAUUGACACCCCUGUUUUCAAUACCUUUCAAUACCUCACCUCACCUUGCGAGGAUAGUCUUUUUCUAAAAUGUUUUAUGAGUUGAACACAUUGGGAGGGAUCUUAGACCAUUCCUCCAUACAGAAUCCUUCCAGAUCCUUGAUAUCGUUCAUGAACUUUACCCAGUAUUGUUACCGUUUUAAACACACCAGUAACUCUAACCCCUCGUCUCUCUCUCUCAGGGUGAGGAGCUGGCUCCCCAGUUCAGCCAGAUGACUCUGAGUAGACAGGGUUCCAGCGAGGCUCCGGAGCCCCCCACCAUGUACCAGACCCAGGGGCCCACUGUCCUCACCCAGCACCCCCCACCCCAGACUGGCUACAUCAUGGCCACCACAGGCCAGCCCCUGGCCCCUCUGUCUGGCUACCAGCCUAACUCUGGACACCCCCACCCCCCUCCUCUUCCACCCCCUCCCUCCCAGACCGUCAUGCAGCCCCCUCCACCGCCGCAGGGAUACAUGCAGCCGCCUCCCCCGCAACAGGUAUUAUUUAAAAAUUUUUGCAAUCAAUCACAUGUUUGUAAAGCCCUUUUUACAUCAGCAGUUGUGCACAAAUAGAAUGAAUACAGAGCAGAAGUUGGAUAUAAGUUGCAUUUCCACGAGUUACAGACUGAGAGUAUACACACAGCUUGAGAAAGGUAGAGAGAGUCAAACACUUUGGUUAGACAACUUUACCAUCAAAUGUGAGAAAGUGUCAAUGGUGUGAUUCCUGUGAAAUCGCGGCGGGAUUCACACGGCGGUGGUGUGCGCUCUAUUCUCUCUCUCUCUCUCUCUACUCUACCUCUCUACCCCUCUCUCUUCUCAUCACACUGCCCUCCAGCUGAGUCAGUAAUGAGGCGCUUGGAGCCAUAAAAUAUUCAUUUAUAUUCUGGAGGAGAAAACCUCCACGUCAUUGACCCUGCACUAGGGGGGUGGGAUAAUGCCCAAGUAGGAAUUUGGCAAAUAGCUGCACUGAUGUCUUUUACUGGCUUUUGUGAGGAAGUGGCAGUUCUAGUUCUUUUAGCACUUUGUGAGGUAGCUGGUGGCAGUGCUUUCACAGUAGGGAGAAUAGCAUGGGCAGAGUGAGAUUUCUGUAGAGCACUAGUGUUCCUGUAGUGUGCCCUUCAGGACAGCCACUAGCUAUAAGGCAGCAUGGCUCACAAAUGACAGAUCGGUCUCUUUCGUAGAGCUAAACAAUAGGGGGCUAACUCAGAUGGAGUCACGCUCGUAGGGGGGCAAGCAAAACACCCUACACCGCUUGUUGGAUGUGCAUACGUUACCUUCGAACUUCCAUUGUCCUCCAGCAGUUGAUUUCUAGUUUGCUCCUCUAUUCAUGCACCUUGGUUGGAAAGUUAAUUUUUCUACCUUCUAUGAACGAACUGACUGUGUAUUUCUCCCUCCCUCUACCGAACCCCUCCACAGAUCCAUGUGUCGUAUUACCCCCCUGGGCAGUACCCCAGCACGGGGCAGCAGUACCAGCCUGGACCCAUGUCUCACCAGGUGUCCUACCCUGCCCAGCACCCAGCUCAUACCCAGCACUCCCAGCCCAUGCCCCAGCCCACACAGCAGUCUGGUCAGUACCAUGCUGUCCCUCUCAUGUAACUAUCUGACUGUCUUUAAAGUGCUGUACAGUUUAAAUUACAUCCGACCACGUUCUCGUUCACACACCAAUUUCGAUUAAUCUACUUGGAUGGGGGUACCCAAUACAACCCCCGCGUAUCGUAAUGAUCCAUCCAGCCGUUUUUGAGAACCAAGUACCAGAUUUGAAUUAGGAUCAUUAUUCCGAUGUCAAAUUCCGAUUUUUGGGGCCAAACGCUAACUACAUUCCUACACUUCAUAUUAAAAUGAAGAUACACAGUUGCGUGAGAAUCUUAAUUAGAUCCAGUAGGGUGGGUGAAAAGUAAGCAGCUGGGGAAAGCCUGGACUCCUGUACACUGUGUGUAUCACUGUGUGUAUUUGCUGAAUAAACAUUUAUCAACAGUGUGUUGCGUUUCGGGCAUAGAAAACCUUCAUCAAGGCAUUGAUGACCGAAUCGCUGCCUACCUGAUUUGGCAACGCUGUAUACGGGAGUCCGUUCGGCCACCCAGUCAACACAAUCAACAGAAACAACACCAGAAAGGCUCAGAUGUCUAAAAUAAAUCUAAUUUGAUUUGACACAUGCGCCAAAUCCAACAGGUGUAGACUUUACGGUGAAAUGCUUACUUUACGAGCCCUUUCCCAACAACGCAGAGUUAAAAAGUACAAAAACGAAAUGAAAAAACAAGAGGAAAUGGUAACACAAUAACGAGCCUAUAUACAAGGAGUACCGGUACUGAGUCAAUGUGCAAGAGUACAAGGUAGUUGAGAGGUAAUAUGUACAUGUAGGCAGGGGUAAAAGUGACUAGGCAGUCAGGAUAGAUAAUAAACAGGGUAGCAGCAGGGUGAAGUGUGAAAGUGUGUGUGUGUUGGACUGUCAGGGUAGUAUGUGUGGGUAGAGUUCAGUGAAAACAAAGGUAACAGGGUCAAUGCAAAUAGUCCGGGUAGCCAUUUGAUUAACUGUUCAGCAGUCUUAUGGCUUGGGGGUUAGAAGCUGUUCCGGUACCACUUGGCGUUCUGGUACCGCUUGCCAUGCGGUAGCAGAGAGGACACUCUAUACCAGGCGGUGUCAGGAAGGCCCUAAAAAGUCAUAGAGGUCCUACCCUCUGUAGGGCCUUGUGGUCGAAUGCCAAGCAGUUGCCAUACCAAGCGGUGAUGCAGCCAGUCAAGAUGCUCUCAAUGGUGCAACUGUUGGACUUUUUGAUAUCUCUUAACACAAGGCUCAAGGUCAGCCAAAUAAUGGUUACCAGGAAUAAAUGGCUAUUUUAGUCUCCACAUUGUGUAGUUGGGGAGAACAGUACUGAUGCAAUGAGUCCUGGAAAGUUACCAUGAUUAUACUCAUAGGAACCUGAGCAUUAAGGCUGCAAGAAGCCUACCCCCUGCUAGACUGUCCUUUGCAACUUUUUAAGCUUCACCCCCUUGGCUUUAGGUGUACAGUAAUCCCUUGUUUAUCGCGGGGGUUACGUUCCGAAAAUGACCCGCGAUAAGUGAAAUCCGCGAAAUAGAAAACUUUUUUUUUUUACAAUUAGCAACUAUUACAUGUAUACAAAUACAGUGACUCACGUGUAGGCCGUUUCACUGCUCUUCAGACUGGGCCGCUGCAUCCUGACUGCGCUCUGCAGUGUUCUCUUCUUCUGAAGCCCGCGGUGCAGGUGUGUUUGUUCGGGAGAAGAACAUAGUGAUAGGCAGCUGUUGUCGCUCUUUUUUCUUCUUUGCAAAAAGAUCCUUGUACACCGACAUGCCACCAUCGAUUACGUUGGAGAACUGUAAUGAACGGCUCAUCAAAGGGUCCCAUUCCUCAGCUACUCGCUUAAGUUCAGUGGCCAUUCGCACCAUGGUUGCUAAGCGACCAAGCGUUAGUCCUUCCUCCUCAUUGACUGCUGCUGUCGUCCUUAUGUUUUUUUCCUCCUUCUUUAUGUAACGAACGGAAGAUUCAUUGAUUCCGUAAUGGCGAGCAACGGCUGCAUAGCUUUUACCUUCCCUUAGCAUGUCCAGAAGUUUAACUUUAUCUGAGAUAGGUAGCAUCUUCCGCCGUUUGGGCCCAUCCGCAGGUGCUUUUGUCGGUCCAGGCCGUUUCGUCGACAUUAUGGGUUUAGGAGAUGUUCGAAAUUACAAGAUAAUUUGGCCAACUUAAUGUAAAUUUGCCAAGCUGUUUUAUGUACGUACACAUAACUGCACGAGACGACAAAAUGAUAGCACAAUUCGUAGCAUGUUUUGAUACAAGAAGCGGGAGUGAGUUUUUAGCGAAUCAGAAUGCAGAGCACAAUGCACCAAAAAAAAAAAAAUGCAUUAUGAAAAUCCGCGAAAUAGCGAAUCCGCGAUAAGUGAACCGCGAAGUGGCGAGGGAUCACUGUACAUUCUUUUCUUUCUAGACAGCCUGUGUUAACAUGACCAUGACAUGUGCUAUGGUCGUCACCAGUAGGUCCAGGGGUAAUAGGAGUGCAGCAUCCCCAGAAUACACACACACACACACACACACACCUGUAUUAACACACUGCAUGUUGUCUCCAGCAGCUCUCCAGACCAUGAUGCCCAGUCAGCAGCCCCAGUACCAGGGGAUGAUAGGAGUACCCCAGCAGCCCCAGAACCAGGCCCUCCUCACCUCCCAGAGGCAGAGCAUACAAGGACAGGUGACAGGGAUGAUGGUCCAGUACCCACAGAUGCCCUCAUAUCAGGUACAGUAGGCCCUCAAUUCAAGUCAAUUCAAUACAACUUUAUUUAUCCUCUCAGGGGCAAUUAAGAAAGGCAAAUUGCCUGUCUGAAUUAUUCCUGAGGGGAUACAUAUAGGUAUAUUGAAUUGACAUGAAUUCCAUGCAUGAUGUCACUCUUAAAUCAUGCGAGUGUACAUGUACGUUUUCGAGUUCCUCAAGGCUCUGUUUUUAUUGAAUAUGAUACUUCUCUGUGAUGCGAUUCCUAGUGUCCGUUUUUUCCAGCUAUGUGGAUGAUAGACAGCUGGUACAGUUCAAUGAAUCAUGGUACAUGAACUACCACCCUUAUCUUGAUAAAAGUCGUACCCAAGUCUUGUCUAUUUAACAUGUGGAUCUAAAGAGGAGCAAGACAACUUCUCUCUUCGAUUAUCAAUAUUGAUUUCUUAUUUAGUUCAAAGACAAACCCCAGAACAUGCGUGAACCCCAAUAACCUUUUCCCAAGUCAAGUAUUCCACAGUGUCAUUACUUUACGCACUGUUCUGGCUAAGAGAUAUCUACAGUGUAUCACCUUCUACAUCUCCCCACCAGGUGCCGGUGGCCAAUGAGUCUCAGCAGGUGGUACAGCAGCAGUACCAGCAGCAAGUCAUGGUGCCAGUCAGCCAGUCUCUCCAGACUGUCCAGGGGGUACAGGGACCCAUGCCAGGCCAAGGCAUGCCCAUAUACUACAGCGUCAUCACCCCCACACAACAGAACAGCACAAGGUAGAUGCAUGAAAUAUGAUUUAUACACUGCUCAAAAAAAUAAAGGGAACACUUAAACAACCCAAUGUAACUCCAAGUCAAUCACACUUCUGUGAAAUCAAACUGUCCACUUAGGAAGCAACACUGAUUGACAAUACAUUUCACAUGCUGUUGUGCAAAUGGAAUAGACAACAGGUGGAAAUUAUAGGCAAUUAGCAAGACACCCCCAAUAAAGGAGUGGUUCUGCAGGUGGUGACCACAGACCACUUCUCAGUUCCUAUGCUUCCUGGCUGAUGUUUUGGUCACGUUUGAAUGCUGGCGGUGCUUUCACUCUAGUGGUAGAAUGAGACGGAGUCUACAACCCACACAAGUGGCUCAGGUAGUGCAGCUCAUCCAGGAUGGCACAUCAAUGCGAGCUGUGGCAAGAAGGUUUGCUGUGUCUGUCAGCGUAGUGUCCAGAGCAUGGAGGCGCUACCAGGAGACAGGCCAGUACAUCAGGAGACGUGGAGGAGGCCGUAGGAGUGCAACAACCCAGCAGCAGGACUGCUACCUCCGCCUUUGUGCAAGGAGGAGCACUGCCAGAGCCCUGCAAAAUGACCUCCAGCAGGCCACAAAUGUGCAUGUGUCUGCUCAAACGGUCAGAAACAGACUCCAUGAGGGUGGUAUGAGGGCCCGAUGUCCACAGGUGGGGGUUGUGCUUACAGCCCAACACCGUGCAGGACGUUUGGCAUUUGCCAGAGAACUCCAAGAUUGGCAAAUUCGCCACUGGCGCCCUGUGCUCUUCACAGAUGAAAGCAGGUUCACACUGAGCACAUGUGACAGAUGUGACAGAGUCUGGAGACGCCGUGGAGAACGUUCUGCUGCCUGCAACAUCCUCCAGCAUGACCGGUUUGGCGGUGGGUCAGUCAUGGUGUGGGGUGGCAUUUCUUUGGGGGGCCGCACAGCCCUCCAUGUGCUCGCCAGAGGUAGCCUGACUGCCAUUAGGUACCGAGUUGAGAUCCUCAGACCCCUUGUGAGACCAUAUGCUGGUGCGGUUGGCCCUGGGUUCCUCCUAAUGCAAGACAAUGCUAGACCUCAUGUGGCUGGAGUGUGUCAGCAGUUCCUGCAAGAGGAAGCCAUUGAUGCUAUGGACUGGCCCGCCCAUUCCCCAGACCUGAAUCCAAUUGAGCACAUCUGGGACAUCAUGUCUCGCUCCAUCCACCAAUGCCACGUUGCACCACAGACUGGCCAGGAGUUGGCGGAUGCUUUAGUCCAGGUCUGGGAGGAGAUCCCUCAGGAGACCAUCCGCCACCUCAUCAGGAGCAUGCCCAGGCGUUGUAGGGAGGUCAUACAGGCACGUGGAGGCCACACUCACUACUGAGCCUCAUUUUGACUUGUUUUAAGGACAUUACAUCAAAGUUGGAUCAGCCUGUAGUGUGGUUUUCCACUUUAAUUUUGAGUGUGAUUCCAAAUCCAGACCUCCAUGGGUUGAUACAUUUGAUUUCCAUUGAUAAUUUUUGUGUGAUUUUGUUGUCAGCACAUUCAACUAUGUAAAGAAAAAAGUAUUUAAUAAGAUUAUUUCAUUCAUUCAGGUCUAGGAUGUGUUAUUUUAGUGUUCCCUUUAUUUUUUUGAGCAGUGUAUAUAACACGCUUUGAACAGAUGCUAAAGUGCUUGAUAUUGUAUAGGAAGAACUCCGCUGCUCCCAACGUGUUGCGCACACCUGGGUGAUGCCACAGCAGACAUUUCGAGCUAGAACCCCAGAUAACUUGUUCUUAAUAAGUAUUAGUAACACUUCUCACUUCUAGAAUAACAAAAAUGCAAUAAAGUACACUUUAAAAACAAAAGCAUUACAUUAGAAUUUGUCUGAACUCCAGGAGCAGAGUAAUGGUCUGAAUCCAUCCAGGUAUGAAUUAAGUUGUUUAACACUAUCUGUAACAAGAAGUGUGCUGCCAGUGCGUCUAUCUGUAACAAGUUCUCCUGCUGACACGCCAACCGCUUGAAUGCACUCUAAGUGUUUGACAAUCAGAAGUCAUUACAAACUAUUGAAUACGAUAGAAACUCAAAUGACUGGCAUCAAUAAGCCACCUCUUUAACACUUUAAUCUGUAUUUCCUGUGACACACACACACACACACACACACACACACACACUUGCUGCUUUCACAUUCCUUCUACACGCUUGCUAAACAAAAUAUUAGCAUUGUAAUUGAAGCCUAGCAGACCGCAGCUUGUCGAUGUGAUAUGCCUACCGUUUGGAUGUGGAGGGCUGCCAAGUGCUUACACAGUGUGUGUGUCGCUGUGUGUGUGUGUGUGUGUGUGUGUGUCUCUCAGUCCAUCAGUGGGGUACCUGCAGCCCAGCUCCGAGCAGUACCAGAUGAGCCAGUCUCCGUCCCCCUGCAACCCUCAGCAGAUGCCGCAGCAAUAUUCAGGUGACAGUUAAUCUGGUCCACUCUGAAACCGAAGAAAGGCCACAUAGAGAUGUUUUCGGAAUUUGUUGAUUACGUCAAUCACCUGUGUUAGUACUGGCCUUGACAUAUAAGCCUAGACCAGGGUUGCGCCUAGGAGGUUGCAACAAACUGUACAUGGGCCAUGACAGAUAGAAAUGCCACAAACAGAGCUAUCAUGAUUCCUAACUCUACUUUCCUAACAAUACAGAAAGUCUGUUCUGCACUAUAUCUUUUUCAGGACACUUCACAAUAUUGUGUCCUACUAAAUGUGGCCUUGCCUGGGUUGAAGAACACUGCUCGACUGUGUAACUUCAUUCAACUUUGUCUGUGUGUGCUACAGGAGUGCCGCCCCCAGGCCCCGGAGUGAUGGUCAUGCAGCUUAGCGUCCCCAACGGACCGCAGCCUACCCAGAACCCUCCUCUGGUACAGUGGAACCCCUGCAAAUACUACAGCCUAGAGCAGAGGCCCAGCAAGCCUGGAGAACUCUACAAACCAGACAACACACAACAGGUACACUCUACCACUAUACUCAUACCUCUCUCACUCACAUACUCUCACUAACAUACAUUACAGCAUACACAUACUGUAUAGCAUUCAUAUAAAGGAUCCUUGAGGAGUUCUGACUCUGUCUCUUGGAGUUCUGACCCCCCCCCCCCCCCCCCUUUCCUCACCAGGCCAGUACCCAGAUGAGCAGUCCCCUGGCCUCCCCCACCCAGUCCCCCACUCUCUCCCCCUCAGGCAGCGUGAGCAGCGUCUGUCCUGGCCUCGGCCCCCUGCCCCUACUGUCACAGUUCCCUCGGCCCGGACCAGGGCCUGCGCAAGGUAAUAACACAUGGACACACACGCAGACAUGGAGGCACACAUGCAGUCACACACACACACACACACACACACACACACAGUCACGCUCGUGCACAUACAUGUGUAUAUACAGUGCUUUCGGAAAGUAUUCAGACCCUUUAAACUUUUUCCGCUUUUUGUUAGCCUUAUUUUAAAACAGCCCACUUGGAGUUUGCCAAAAGGCACCUAAAGACUCUCAGACCAUGAGAAACAAGAUUAUCUGGUUUGAUGAAACCCAGAUUGAACUCUUUGGCCUGAAUGACAAGCGUCACGUCUGGAGGGAACCUGGCACCAUCUCUACGGUGACGCAUGGUGGUGGCAGCAUUAUGCUGUGGGGAUGUUUUUCAGCGGCAGGUACUGGGAGACUAGUCAGGAUCGAGGGAAAGAUUAAUGGAGCAAAGUACAGAGAGAUCCUUGAUGAUAAACUGCUCCAGAGUGCUCAGGACCUCAGACUGGGGUAAAAGUUCACCUUCCAACAGGACAACGACCCUAAGUACACAGCCAAGACAACGCAGGAGUGGCUUCGGGACAAGUCUCUGAAUGUCCUUGAGUGGCCCAGCCAGAGCCUGGACUUGAACCCGAUCUAACAUCUCUGGAGAGACCUGAAAAUAGCUGUGCAGUGACACUCCCCAUCCAACCUGACAGAGCUUGAGAGGAUCUGCAGAGAAGAAUGGGAGAAACUCCCCAAAUACAUGUGUGCCAAGCUUGUAGCGUCAUACCCAAGAAGACUCGAGGCUGUAAUCGUUGCCAAAGGUGCUUCAACAAAGUACUGAGUAAAGGGUCUGAAUACUUAUGUAAAUGUGAUAUUUCCGUUUUUUUAUUUUCUAUAAAUUUGUAUAUUUCUAAAAACAUGUUUUUUCUUUGUCAUUAUGGGGUAUUGUGUGUAGAUUGAUGACGGGGGGAGAAAAACGAUUUAAUCAAUUUUAGAAUAAGGCUGUAACGUAGCAAAAUGUGGAAAAAGUCAAGGGGUCUGAAUACUUUCCGAAAACACUGAGUGUACAAAAUAUUAAGAACACCUGUGCGUUCCAUGACAUAGAAUGACCAGGUGAAAGCUAUGAUCCUUUAUUGAUGUCACUUGUUAAAUCCACUUCAAUCAGUGUAGAUGAAGGGGAGGAGACAGGUUAAAGAAUGAUUUUCAAGCCUUGACAGUUGAGACAUGGAUUGGUUACAGGGUAUGGUAGUAGGUGCCAGGCACUCCGGUUUGUGUCAAGAACUGUAACAUUGCACAUUUUUCACGUUCAACAGUUUCCAGUGUGUAUCAAGAAUGGUCCACCACCCAAAGGACAUCCAGCCAAUUUGACACAACUGUGGGAAGCAUUGGAGUCAACAUGGGCCAGCAUGGGCCAGCAUCCCAGCGGAAUGCCUUGGACACCUUAUAGAGUCCAUGCACGAUGAAUUGAGGCUGUUCUGAGGGCGGGCGGGCGGGGGGGGGGGGGGUGCAACUCAAUAUUGGGAAGGUGUUCCGAGUGUUUGGUAUACUCAGUGUAUAUGCACACUGUAUACACACUCUCUCACACACUACACUGACACUUUCACACAAAACCCAUAUCGUAUCUAUUGUGAUGCCUAUUCACCUUUAUGUAAAUAUACUGAACAAAAAUCUAAACGAAACAUGCAACAAUUUCAACGAUUUGACUGAGUUACAGUUCAUAUAAGGAAAUCAGUCAAUUGAAAUCAAUUCAUUAGGCCCUAAUCUAUGGAUUUCACAUCACUGGGCAGGGGUGCAGCCAUGGGUGGGCCUUGGAGGGCAUAGGCCCACCCACUUGGGAGCCAGUCCCAGCCAAUCAGAAUGAGGUUUUUCCCCAUCUAAAAUGACAGAGGCAGCUUAUGGUAGAGAAAUUAACAUUAAAUUAUCUGGAAACAGCUCUGGUGGGGCCUCCCGAGUAUCGCAGCGGUCUAAGGCACUGCAUUGCAGUGCUGGAGGUGUCACUACACAUCCGGGAUCGAUCCCAGCAGCCGGCCACGACCGGGAGACCCAUGAGGCGCCGCAUAAUUGGCCCAGCGUCGUCCGGGUAAGAGGAGGGUUUGGGAUGUCCUUUUCCCAUCGCGCUCUAGCGACUCAUGUGGCGGGCCGGGCGCGUGCACGCUGACACGGUCACCAGUUGGAUGGUGUUUCCUCAGACACAUUGGUGCGGCUGACUUCCGGGUUAAGCGAGCAGUGUGUCAAGAAGCAGUGCGGCUUGGCAGGGUCGUGUUUCGGAGGAUGUUUCUUGAGACAUCUGUGACUAAACUGCACAUUUUAAAGUGGCCUUUCAUUGUCCCCAGCACAACAUUUACAUUUACAUUUUAGUCAUUUAGCAGACGCUCUUAUCCAGAGCGACUUACAUGAGCAAUUAGGGUUAAGUGCCUUGCUCAAGGGCACAUCGACAGAUUUUUCAUCUAGUCGGCUCAGGGAUUAGAACCAGCGACCUUUCGGUUACUGGCACAACGCUCUUAACCACUAAGCUACCUGCCACAAGGUGCACCUGUGUAAUGAUCAUGCUGUUUAAAAAGCUUAUUGAAAUGCCACACCUGUCAGGUGGAUGGAUUAUCUUGGAGAAAUGCUCACUAAAAGGGAUGUAAACAGAGUUGUGCAAAAACAUUUUGAGAGAAAUAAGCUUUUUGUGUGAAUGGAAAAUGUCUGUGAACUUUUAUUUCAGCUCAUGAAACAUGGGACCAACACCUUACAUGUUGCGUUUAUAUUUUUGUUCAGUGAAAAUAAAUUAUUACAAGGUUGAAAUAACAUUCCUUUAUGUGCACGUUUUUGUUAUUAAUGUAUUCAUUAAUGUAGCCUAUUAGUAGGUUUAUGAAUAAAAAUGUUUAAUUUAUACUGUCUAUAAGGAAGGCAAUGGAAGGUAUUUAUUUUAUACAAUAUUCUGCCCAUAUUAAUAAAACAUUUUUAGGGCGUAAGUGAACCAAUAUAUGAGAGCCUUCAGACAGAUUUAAACAAGUUUUUAAAUGAGUUUCCCCACAGAAGAGAUAUGAGAGCCUUCGAGUUUCCCCACGACGGCGCCACCACCAGCGCGUUAUUCCCCAGCCAAUCGCGCAAGCGCAGACGAAAGAGUCAGCGAUAAAGGAGUUUGCUUCUCCUACAGCCUUCGCUGUAAAAUAUAAUGCGCUGCUUUGGUUAAGACGAGACCCUGGUUCUUGAUCUUUCACCCACUUCCACACUGGCCUGUUUAUGACCUUUCCAUUUGGUCUUUGGCCAGCCACCAAUAGGCCCCGAGAACCUGACCUUGCGUUACUCACCUUACCCUCAUGGCUGGCACUGACCCAGACACACACACACAUAACAUGCCCUCUCACUAGUGCUGAGCAAUUAGUGCUUUUUGAGGUCGAUUACGGUGCAAUCAUUUUUUUAAACAUGAAAUGCACUAUGCAUUAUGUGGGUAUAAUGCUGUAACAACACAGAAUAAAACAAUUAAUAAAAGUCACAUGAUGGUAGUGACUGCUCGUUACUGCUUAUUUACAUGUUGGUCAUUUAGCAGACGCUCUUAUCCAGAGUGACUUACAGUUAGUGAGUGCAUACAUUUUUUCAUACUGGUCCCCUGUGGGAAUCGAACCCACAACCCUGGCGUUGCAAACGCCAUGCUCUACCAACUGAGCUACAGGGGACUGGUUAUCACUUAUUAACCAUUUAUUCACAUUACUUUAAUAAAAUAUUUCAGUUGUGUAUAUUACAUUUGUUUUAUUUGAUGACUUUUUUUCAUUCCAAUUACUUUAACAUCUAUAUACAGUGAGGGGAAAAAAGUAUUUGAUCCCCUGCUGAUUUUGUAUGUUUGCCCACUGACAAAGAAAUUAUCAGUCUAUAAUUUUAAUGGUAGGUUUAUUUGAACUGUGAGAGACAGAAUAACAACAACAACAAAUCCAGAAAAACCCAUGUCAAAAAUGUUAUAAAUUGAUUUGCAUUUUAAUGAGGGAAAUAAGUAUUUGGCCCCCUCUCAAUCAGAAAGAUUUCUGGCUCCCAGGUGUCUUUUAUACAGGUAACGAGCUGAGAUUAGGAGCACACUCUUAAAGGGAGUGCUCCUAAUCUCAGUUUGUUACCUGUAUAAAAGACACCUGUCCACAGAAGCAAUCAAUCAAUCAGAUUCCAAACUCUCCACCAUGGCCAAGACCAAAGAGCUCUCCAAGGAUGUCAGGGACAAGAUUGUAGACCUACACAAGGCUGGGAUGGGCUACAGGACAAUAGGCAAGCAGCUUGGUGAGAAGGCAACAAGUGUUGGUGCAAUUAUUAGAAAAUGGAAGAAGUUCAAGAUGACGGUCAAUCACCCUCGGUCUGGGGCUCUAUGCAAGAUCUCACCUCGUGGGGCAUCAAUGAUCAUGAGGAAGGUGAGGGAUCAGCCCAGAACUAAACGGCAGGACCUGGUCAAUGACCUGAAGAGAGCUGGGACCACAGUCUCAAAGAAAACCAUUAGUAACACACUACGCCGUUAUGGAUUAAAAUCCUGCAGCGCACUCAAAGUCCCCCUGCUCAAGUCAGCGCAUGUCCAGGCCCGUCUGAAGUUUGCCAAUGACCAUCUGGAUGAUCCAGAUGAGGAAUGGGAGAAGGUCAUGUGGUCUGAUGAGACAAAAAUAGAGCUUUUUGGUCUAAACUCCACUCGCUGUGUUUGGAGGAAGAAGAAGGAUGAGUACAUCCCCAAGAACACCAUCCCAACCGUGAAGCAUGGAGGUGGAAACAUCAUUCUUCGGGGAUGCUUUUCUGCAAAGGGGACAGGACGACUGCACCGUCUUGAGGGGAGGAUGGAUUUGGCCAUGUAUCGCGAGAUCUUGGCCAACAACCUCCUUCCCUCAGUAAGAGCAUUGAAGAUGGGUCGUGGCUGGGUCUUCCAGCAUGACUAUGACCCGAAACACACAGCCAGGGCAACUAAGGAGUGGAUCCGUAAGAAGCAUCUCAAGGUCCUGGAGUGGCCUAGCCAGUCUCCAGACCUGAACCCAAUAGAAAAUCUUUGGGGGGAGCUGAAAGUCCGUAUUGCCCAGCGACAGCCCCGAAACCUGAAGGAUCUGGAGAAGGUCUGUAUGGAGGAGUGGGCCAAAAUCCCUGCUGCAGUUGUGUGCAAACCUGGUCAAGACCUACAGGAAACUCUGUAAUUGCAAACAAAGGUUUCUGUACCAAAUAUUAAGUUCUGCUUUUCUGAUGUAUCAAACAUUUAUGUCAUGCAAUAAAAUGCAAAUUAAUUACUUAAAAAUCAUGCAAUGUGAUUUUCUGGAUUUUUGUUUUAGAUUCCGUCUCUCACAGUUGAAGUGUACCUAUGAUAAAAAUUACAGACCUCUACAUGCUUUGUAAGUAGGAAAACCUGCAAAAUCGGCAGUGUAUCAAAUACUUCUUCUCCCCACUGUACAUGCCCAUCUGAAGUUUGCCAAUGAACAUCUCAAAUCAAAUCAAAUCAAAUCAAAUUGUAUUGGUCACAUGCGCCGAAUACAACAGGUGCAGACAUUACAGUGAAAUGCUUACUUACAGCCCUUAACCAACAGUGCAUUUAUAAAAAAAUAAAAAUAAAAAAGUGUUAAGAAAAAAAAUAGCAGAAGUAAAAUAAAUGAAUGAUUCAGAGGAGAACUGGGUGAAAGUGUUGUGGUCAGAUGAGACCAAAAUGGAGCUCUUUGGCACCAACUCAACUCACCGUGCUUGGAGGAGGAGGAAUGCUGCCUAUGACCCCAAGAACACCAUCCCCACCGUCAAACAUGGAGGUGGAAACAUUAUGCUUUAGGGGUGUUUUUCUGCUAAGGGGACAGGACAACUUCACCGCAUCAAAGGGACGAUGGACGGGGCCAUGUACCGUCAAAUCUUGGGUGAGAACCUCUUUCCCUCAGCCAGGGCAUUGAAAAUGGGUCGUGGAUGGGUAUUCCAGCAUGACAAUGACCCAAAACACACGGCCAAGGCAACAAAGGAGUGGCUCAAGAAGAAGCACAUUAAGGUCCUGGAGUGGCCUAGCCAGUCUCCAGACCUUAAUCCCAUAGAAAAUCUGUGGAGGGAGCUGAAGGUUCGAGUUGCCAAACGUCAGGCUCGAAACCUUAAUGACUUGGAGAAGAUCUGCAAAGAGGAGUGGAACAAAAUCCCUCCUGAGAUGUGUGCAAACCUGGUGGCCAACUACAAGAAACGUCUGACCUCUGUUAUUGCCAACAAGGGUUUUGCCACCAAGUACUAAGUCAUGUUUUGCAGAGGGGUCAAAUACUUAUUUUCCCCUCAUUAAAAUGCAAAUCAUUUUAUAACAGUUUUGACAUGCGUUUUUCUGGAUUUUUUUGUUGUUUAUCUGUCUCUCACUGUUCAAAUAAACAUACCAUUAAAAUUAUAGACUGAUCAUUUCUUUGUCAGUGGGCAAACUUACAAAAUCCGCAGGGGAUCAAAUACUUUUUUCCCUCACUGUAGCUGCUACCUAUGCUGUCUGACAAAAUCACUAUUUUAGUAGUUCUUCAAAGUAAAUAAGGCAUACUUUUAUGACUGACUGCUGUUAGCAGACGCUCUUAUCCAGAGCGACUUACAGGAGCAAUUAGGGUUAAGUGCCUUGCUCAAGGGCACAUUAACGUCAUUUAGCAGACGCUCUUAGCCAGAGCGACUCACAAAUUGGUGCGUUCACCCUAUAGCCAGUGGGAUAACCACUUUACAAUUUGGGGUGGGGGGGGGUAGAAGGAUUACUUUAUCCUAUCCCAGGUAUUCCUUAAAGAGGUGGGGUUUCAAAUGUCUCCGGAAGGUGGUGAGUGACUCCGCUGUCCUGGCGUCGUGAGGGAGCUUGUUCCACCAUUGGGGUGCCAGAGCAGCGAACAGUUUUGACUGGGCUGAGCGGGAACUAUGCUUCCGCAGAGGAAGGGGAGCCAGCAGGCCAGAGGUGGAUGAACGCAAUGCCCUCGUUUGGGUGUAGGGACUGAUCAGAGCCUGAAGGUACAGAGGUGCCGUUCCCCUCACUGCUCCAUAGGCAAGCACCAUGGUCUUGUAGCGGAUGCGAGCUUCAACUGGAAGCCAGUGGAGUGUGCGGAGGAGGGGGGUGACGUGAGAGAACUUGGGAAGGUUGAACACCAGACGGGCUGCGGCAUUCUGGAUGAGUUGUAGGGGUUUAAUGGCACAGGCAGGGAGGCCAGCCAACAGCGAGUUGCAGUAGUCCAGCCGGGAGAUGACAAGUGCCUGGAUUAGGACCUGUGCCGCUUCCUGUGUAAGGCAGGGUCGUACUCUCCGAAUGUUGUAGAGCAUGAACCUGCAGGAGCGGGUCACCGCCUUGAUGUUGGCGGAGAACGACAGGGUGUUGUCCAGGGUCACGCCUAGGCUCUUCGCACUCUGGAGAGGAGACACAGCGGAGUUGUCAACCGUGAUGGCGAGAUCAUGGAACGGGCAGUCCUUCCCCGGGAGGAAGAGCAGCUCCGUCUUGCCAGGGUUCAGCUUGAGGUGGUGAUCCGUCAUCCAUACUGAUAUGUCUGCCAGACAUGCAGAGAUGCGAUUCAAUCACUUAGAUCAUGUAUUUUCUCGUGCAUUCCUGUCACAGACCGGACAAGUAGGUGCACAAUGGGUUAAGGUCAUAGUUUAUCACAGAAAAUGUAGUAAUUAACAAUGUAGAAUAUUGGCCUGUUGGAAACUACAACUCCCUACUACAUCGCACAGUUCAGGUUUUAUCUGAGUUAUCUCUAGAGAAUGUGCGCAAUGAGCUCACAGAAGAAAACCCCCAAAAAUGGAAUCCAAAUAAUUGAACCGACGUUGGUCUAUUAGUUGUUUAUUAUAUUUCUGUUUGUGUUGUGCAGGUGACGGGCGCUACUCUCUUUUGGGUCAGCCUCUCCAGUACAGCCUCUGUCCCCCUCUCAUGCACAGCCAGACAAACUACAGCUCACAUCAGGUACUACCUCUCUCCCCCUCUAUCUCUCUCUCUCCCCAUCCCUCCCUUCUCACCCUCCUUGAAGCACACUGCAGCUACUCCUCCAGCCAUCCCUCCCCCUCCACUCCAUUCCUGCAUAUCUACUAGCCUGUAACCUUGUUGACACUUUUGCUGUUGGUGUGUUGCAGAGCCAAGUAGGAAUGAAGCAUGGUGCGAGAGGGAAGAGGCAGACACUGAAGUCUCAAUCUACAGAUCUGGGCGCCACUGACGUAGGUAAGACAACACAGACGUCUCCAUUACGGUCUAUAUGGUAUAUCUACAGUAUAUUUUGUGCUUUCACGAUCCAGAUGACCUCAGGACUCAAGGUUUGGGCCUCUCUAUGAUUCAGUACAUUUGACUUACGUCCUGCACACACACACACAUCCAGAACACAAAUACUAGAUUUUUUUAAUUAAUUCAUUUAUUUCAUUGUACCUUUUAUUUUACCAGGCAGGUCAAUUAAGAACACAUUCUUAUUUACAAUGAUGGCCUGGAAUGGGUCUGAUUGUAUGGAAGUUGUAUUAGUGUCUGAUCUUUCUCCUCCCUGUCUCCAGUGGUGAGUCGGGUGCUGGAGGUGACUGAUCUCCCAGAGGGCAUUAGUCGUCCAGAGGCUGAGAAGCUCUUCAACCAGCUUUCCAUGUGUGGUGCCAAAAUCCAGUGGCUCAAGGACCCAGUGGCGGGGGGCCGUGGAGGCUAUGGUGGCCCAGGAGUGCAUCACGGUCCUGGGCAUGGUCCUGGGGCUGGAGGGGGGAAAGGUGACUGCCCCGGCAGUGACCCAGCUCACCUCUACACAGUGGUGGCUGUGUUCCCCUCCACCAUGGCUGCACAGAGUGCUUCCUUUAAACUCAACAACAGUGGGGUCAGCCUCUUCAAACUGAGGGCUGCCAAAAAGAACUAUGACCUGAGAGUCCUGGAGAGGGCCAGCUCCCAGUGA